Molecule: messenger RNA, 71056 nt
Organism: Coregonus sp. 'balchen'
Lineage: Eukaryota; Metazoa; Chordata; Actinopteri; Salmoniformes; Salmonidae
Source: the annotation of a GenBank genome assembly
GGCAACGGUGACGUUCCAUCUUCCACACCAUGUGCUAAAGUUGGUCGCCAGUGGCAUCGUGAAUGAGCUGAAGAAGAUAAACCAGAACGUCGCUGCCUUGUCUGUGGCCUCGUCCAUCAUGGACAGGCUCUCCUACCUCUUACCAAGUGCACGGCCUGAGCUGGGGGUUGGGCCCAGGGCGCUCUGUAGAUAGGUGAGCAGGACCUUAAACCAUGACACACCUCACCAUGCACCACAGAGGUGUUACAAUUACUGAAUUAACCGAUUUUGUUCCUUUUGUUUUGCCUUCAUUUCUGUAUUGACAAGUUGACUCUUGCUGUCUGUCUUUCAGAUCAUUGAUGUACAGUGAGGCAAAUAGGAGAGAAACGUUCAUGUCGUGGCCCCACGCCGGGUACAGGUGGGCACAGCCUGACCCCAUGGCCCAAGCAGGAUUUUACCACCAGGUAGGCAGUGUAAGGACACCUCUCCCAUCAUCUCUCUCUCUCUCUAAUGCUUACAUAGUGAAGAAAAAUGUAUAUUUGAUCCUGAUGCAGUAUAAAGAGGCAUAAUAUUUCUGUACAUAAAGUGUAAAAGAUUAGCUGGUUUUUAUUGCGUAUGGUUGAGCCUCGUGGUGCUUGGCUUCCAGUUCUUCCCUGUUGUGAAAUUCCUUUCUUCUCAUUCCUUUUCUCUCCCUCUGCAGCCUGCCUCCACCGGUGAUGACAGGGCAAUGUGUUUCACAUGCAGUGUCUGCCUAGUGUGUUGGGAGCCCACAGAUGAACCAUGGUGAGUCACUCACUAGUGCUGAGCGAUUAACCGUCAUUUCGUAAAAUAUUUGGGAUUAUUAAACAACUAAUUGUCCGUCGGUUCAAUUACUUGAAUUCCAUUGAAAACGGGUCGUUUUCCUAGAGAGAAAUCAAAUAAUUCACGAGAUAAAUCAACUCUAGAGCUAUGUGGGACGAUGGCGUUGUAGUUUUCAUUAAACAAAUAUUCAACCUAGUUCAGUGCAGAAACGUGGUAAUGAACUACAAUGACCAUAAUCCAUUGCACCAUUUUGUUUGUCUCGGACACAGGUCAGAGACGAAGAGGCGAAGCGUGAGGUUUCACUCUCGACAUAAUCUGUCCAAAAUAAUCCCAAUGUGUUUCUAUUGGUUUAUUUUGGAUCUAACCUUGUUGCCCGCCUUUGGGACAACGACUCCCAUUCUUAGGGCGGAGGCAUGAGCAUCUCGUCAUUAUAUACAGAUCUCUGGACUGAUACUUUUAAAAAGCUCUAAAAUCAUUGUAAUGUCAUUAUUUCAUAAUGCCUUUUUAUGUAUUUUUUUUAAUCUCGAAAAACGUGAUUACUUUCAAAUAAUUGAACUGAAACUGAACCGACCUCAAAAAGUACUAAUCACUCAGCACUAUCUCUCUCUCUCACACACACACACACUCACUCACAAACACACACACACACCGCAGAACAUUCAGAUCGCAUAUUCAUUUACCUCUCAACAACAUAAUGACCAUGACUCCGCCUCCUCGUCAGGUCUGAGCAUGAGCGACAUUCCCCCAACUGUCCGUUUGUGAAGGGUGAGCACACCCAGAACGUGCCCUUGUCCGUCACGCUGGCCACCAGCCCCGCACAGUUCCCCACCCCCGAUGGCUCAGAUAAGAUCGCCUGCUACGGCUUCGGCAGCUGUCCCCACUUCCUGGCAGCCGCCACCAAGCGCGGCAAGAUCUGCAUCUGGGACGUGUCCAAGCUCAUGAAGGUAAGGCCGCACUGCUCGGCGUGGGGGGGAAACAUGAUGCAGUGAUGACAUCGUGAAAGUUUGAUCUGGCCCUAGGUGAACUGGUGCAGUCAAUAUUUCAAACUAAUGUCAUCGGGAAGAGAAGUAGAGUUUUGCUGAUGUCUGCCUCCAUGCUUUGCUUUUGGUGUGUAGGUGGUUGUCUGAGUGGCAUGAGCGUGAGUCCUGGAUGUCUGGGCCUAUUCAUCAGACUUGAUUAACAUACAUAACUUAGGAUGGCAUGAGUAAAUAAUACGUUUAUCUCUAUGUGCAUGUUGUUAUUACUAAUGUUUGUAAUUGUGAUUUGAUGAUUCAUGAUGUUUUGCGUUCCCCUCAGGUGCACUUGAAAUUUGAAAUCAACCCGUACGACCCGGCGAUCCUGCGGCAGCUGAUUCUGUCUGGGAGCGAGCAGGCCCUGGGGACCCAGGAGUCCAGGAGGCCCACCUUAGCCUGGCUAGAGGACUCCUCCAGCUGCUCAGACAUACCAAAACUAGAGGGGGACAGGUACUAUCGGACACACUUACUCUAUGCACACCUAGUCAAUUAAAGUUUAAAUGGAGUUCAGUGUGUUAAGUGUGUGUGUGUGUAAAAAAAAUUAUGCACUCACUUAACUGUAAGUCGCUCUGGAUAAGAGCGUCUGCUAAAUGACUAAAAUGUAAAUGUAAAAAAAGGAAAUCUGUUAGAAAUAGAUGUGACCUCUCUUCUUGUCUGUCUCUGCCAGUGAUGAUCAGUUGGAGGACUCGGACAGUGAAGAGCAUUCCAGAUCAGAGUCGGUGACUGGUAUGAAGCCGCUCUUCAAAUCUUAUUACUCUUUUGGUAUCCUUAAGAUAGCCUAUCUCAUUUAUUUGUGUCCCCUCAUGUUCCCAGGCCACCCGUCCCAGAGAGAGAGCAUGGAGGUGAGCCUGGGUGUGACAGCGCUAAGCAUCCUGCAGCAACCAGAGAAGCUCCAGUGGGAGGUGGUGGCCAGCGUGUUGGAGGACACAGUCAAGGACCUGGAGGAGCUGGGGGCCAACCCUUCCCUGGCCCAGGCCAAGGCCGACAAGGCCAAGGAGAAGCCCCCGGAGCACCACAACAUUCCUUUCCCCUGCUUGCUGGCUGGAGGCCUGCUCAGCUACCGCUCUGCCGCCAGCUUCCCGCUUGCUGCCCCACCCCCCUCCUCCCGCCGCUCCAUGGACGGCCCCCUCAGGACUCAGGGCCCUGAGCCCCCCCAUGCCGUGCCUGACCAGGGCCCCAUGGAGAUAGAGACCUGUAACCUCCCUCCCACGGAGCUGGGCUCGCCCAACUCAGCCGUUCCUGCCGUGCGCAGGACUAUGCCCGUGCUCCUGCUCUACUGCUUCAAGGAGUCGGAGGAGAAGUCGUCGGGCAAGGUGUUUGCCCAGAUGAACAAUCUGAUGAGCAAGGGGCUGCACGAGGAGGGCUUCUCCGUGCCACAGAUCAUUGAGAUGGAGUUCGAUACCCACGAGCAGCUGCUGCUCCAGGACCCGCCCAUCACCUACAUCCAGCAGUUUGCAGACGCUGCCGCCAACCUAGCCGCCCUGGACGGGGACAAGUGGAGCUCGCUAGCGCCGCGGCCGGGAGCCCUGGUGCAGUGUCUGCGGCUGCCCAAGCAGCUGGAGGAGGAGAACCUCUACGUGGACUCCAUCACGCCAUGCUCAGACGGCGUGCACCUGCUGGUGGGGCUGCAGCCCUGCUCUGUAGAGUCUCUCAGCGCCAUCAACCAGGUGGAGGCCCUCAACAACCUUAACCGCCUCCACUCAGCCCUCUGCAGCCGCCGCAAGGGAGAGCUCCAGCCCCUGCCUACACUGGCCAAUGGACACGAAGCCCUCCCCUCCGCUUCACCCCCUCAGACCCCACUCAUCCUGCCCCCCCCUGACCAGCAGCAGCAGCAGCCGUCCAGGCCCCUGGGAGGCUGUGGGGGUGGAGGCUACCUGGCCCUCUACAAGCUCAACUACUCCACCUGCAUUGUCACUCUGGAGGAGGAGCCUGUCAAGGUGCAGCACAUCAGAGACCCCCGGGACGCCGUCACCUCCCUCAUCCUGCUCCCGCCAGACGUGCUGGACGGGAGGGAGGACGACAGCGAGGAGGCCUCAGAGGAGAAGCCUCAUCGAGGGCUUAAAAACGGCUCUGGCUGCGGCCAUGGGUCUGGGUGUGGGACAGGGACUGGUAGCAGCAGCACCAAGGUGAAGCAGGCGGACGUGGCCGGACUGGGCCACCUGGUGGUCACUACUCAGGCAGGGUACAUCAUGAUCCUGGACCUUUCCACUUUGGAGGUCCUGGCCAAAGUGGAGCCGCCCAAGACGGAUGGGACGGUGGACGAGAUUGACCCUUUCGUCUCUGUCACCUACUGCUCCGGGACUGACCGCCUGUGCGCUUGCACUAAAGGUGAGGACCAACCCAGAAUCUAGGGCAGGAAUGGCGUUACUUAGAUUCCCCAGGUUUUAAUGGUGCAGAUGUUUUAUUAUCAUUGUAAUAGAUCCGCCAACGCCUGGGUAAGUGUUUACUAUAUAUGAUACAACAAUGAAAAAAGAAUGCCUGCAACGCUGUGGGACAUGUGAGCCAGGCCUGGAGGUGUUCUAGGGAUGGGGGAUGGGCUACUACUAAAGUGAAUUUGUUCAGAGUCAGGUUUGUCUUUGAACAUUUGUGUGGUCUGGUCCACCAGCUGUUUUACAGUCUGUGCUGCAGGCUGGCUUUCAUCGAAAGUAGGAAAAUAAACACAAGUAGGGGUUUUAAAUAAUUUCACUAUUCGAAUAAUAUCAUGAAUUCUUGUCGGAUAUCCUGAUAUUCUAAAUAAAUAAAUACAUUUAAAGCUUGUGUUUUUAACAUGAGCACUGCUGCGCGAGAGAGAGAGGCUGGCGCUCUGUUGCUGCAGCUGUGGAGGGUCCGGUGGCUUUGAGAUGGGAGUCUGCAGACGGAGGGAGGAAGGGAGAGAGCGAUGCAGUAGCCAAGGCUUUCUCCCCAAACCCCAUUGAGAUAAAACAACACUACCUAUUGGUUGCUCGCUGAAGCCUAGUGUUGUCAUGAUUCCAGAAUUUCGAUACCAGGUUUACCAUCACGAAACUCACUACCAAAAUGAUACCACGGCAGAAAAAGAAGGCGUAUUAGCCAAAGUCACAGAAGUUCAAUAUCAUUACAUUUUACAUUUUUGUUGUCCAUUUUUCAGAGACAGCCAUGUAUGCAUUAAAUCAGCAUAUCUUGUGUUUGGUUUACAUAUUCUCACAAACGAAGUACUAGGGGAGUGAAUUGAUGUUAGCUUCAGCUGUAAGCUAGCAAGGAAAGUUAGCCUACAAAGCUGGAAGCUACCAUAAUAGACUUUGUUUUGCGGAGAGUUUCAAAAUUUCUGCAUGCCGUGUUGUAUUAUUCAAGUGUCUUAACUACUGUCCAGCAUGAGUGGGGAGCUAACAUGAUGCAGCCCAGACUCCCAGUGAGUGCAGUGGUCCCUCAGGACAGUCUAGAGCAGGAUUUCCCAACUGGUGGCCCGCGGGCCCGAAUUUUUAAAAAUUAUUAUAAUAAUUUAGACAUAAGACUGAAAACACCAGCAAAUCAGCUCCAAGUGAUUUUCAUUUAAAAAAUAUGUUCCAAAGUAUUCCCAAGCAUAAUAGAGAGAUAUUUGAUCGUAUACAAAUGUAAGCAAGGUUUGAAAUGAUUGUUUUAGUUGAAAAUAUAUAUAUUUUUGGGCUUCUUGCUGUCAAUUUGCGGUGUACAAAUUAUUUCUAGUUAUGUUCCGGCCCCCUGACCAUCUGCUCAAGAAAAAAUCGGCCCGUGGCUGAAUCUAGUUGAUGAUCCCUGGGCUAGAGCUAGAAAAGCGUGGAGCAGCCACGGUGUGUUCGAGCUAGGUGAGCUAGGGGACAUCGGCUGUGCUGAUAGACAGACUUGAUCCUCUCUCAAUCAGUAGACGAUGUGAGACACAUUUGACAGAAGUACUAGAAUUUGUUACUUUCAGUACCGAACCGUUUUUUCACGUUCUAGUAUCGAAAAAGUAUAGCUGUUUCGGUAUACUGUGCAACACUUUGUAGCCUACUCCUUCUCAUUCCGCAAUUAUUUUUUUCUCAUCAUUUUAUUACAUCUUGCAUUGCUUAUUGAACUCUCACUCCACUUGCUAUGUCAUUGAGUCACUUUGCCGCUUUGAUUGGCCAACAUAAACUACAAGCUACAUGAAGGCUACCAGUCGUCACUAGUUACCAAAUCAAAUGUAUUGGUCACAUGCGCUGAAUACAACGGGUGUAGACUUUACAGUGAAAUGCUUACUUACGAGCCCAUUCUCAACAAUGCAGAGUUAAAAAGCCAGACACAUAUUUGCUACCAAUAAAAACAAUAAUGUGCUAUAUACAAGGAGUACGAGUAGAGUCAAUGUGCAGGGGUACGAGGUAAUGCAUAAUUUAAAGUGUCAUGGUACAGUGCCUUCAGAAAGUAUUCAGACCCCUUGACUUAUUCCACAUUUUGUUGUUACAGCCUGAAUUCAAAAUGGAUUAAAUAUUUUACAUACAAUACCCUGUAAUGACAAAGUUAACAUGUUUACAUUUCUUUGCAAAUUUCUUACAUAAGUAUUCACACCCCUGAGUCAAUACUUUGUAGAAGCACCUUUGGUAGCGAUUACAGCUGUGAGUAUUUCUGGGUAAAUCUAAGAGCUUUCCACACCUGGAUUGUGCAACAUUUGCCCAAUUAUUAUUUUCAAAAUUCUUCAAACUCUGUCAAGUUGGUUGUUGAUCAUUGCUAGACAACCAUGUUCAGGUCUUGCCAUAGAUUUUCAAGUCAAUUUAAUUCACAACUGUAACUAGGCCACUCAGGAACAUUCACGAUCUUCAUGGUAGAUUUGGCCUUGUGUUUUAGGGUAUUGUCCUGCUGAAAGGUGAAUUCAACUCCCAGUGUCUGGUGGAAAGCAGACUGAACUAGGUUUUCCCCUAGGAAUUUGCCUGUGCUUAGUUCCAUUCCGUUUCUUUUUUAUCCUCAAUAACUCCCCUGUCCUUAACUAUUACAAGCAUACCCAUAACAUGAUGCAGCCACCACUAUGCUUGAAGAUAUGGAGAGUGGUAAUCAGUAAUGUGUUGGAUUGGAUUUGCCCCAAACAUAACACUUUGUUAAGGCAAAAAGUGAAUUGCUUUGCCAGAUUUCUCGCAGUAUUACUUCAGUGCCAUGUUGCAAACAGGUUGCAUGUUUUAGAAUAUUUUUGUUCUGUACAGGCUUCCUUUUCACUUUGUAAAUUACGUUAGUGUUGUGGCGUAACUACAAUGUUGUUGAUCCAUCCUAAGUUUUCUCCUAUCACAGCCAUUAAACUCUGUAGCUGUUUUAAAGUCACCGUUGUCCUCUCCGGCAACUGAGUUUUGAAGGACGCCUGUAUCUUUGUAGUGACUGGGUGUAUUGAUACACCAUCCAAAGUGUAAUUAAUAACUUUGCCAUGCUCAAAGGGAUAUUCAAUGCUGAUUUUCAUUUUUUCAUUAUUAUUUUUUUCAUCUACCAAUAUGUGCUUUCUUCUUUGUGAGUCAUUGGAAAACCUCCCUGGUCUUUGCAGUUGAAUCUGUGUUUAAAAUGCGCUGCUCAACUGAUGUACCUUACAGAUGAUUGUAUGUGUGGGUUACAGAGAUUAAGUAGUCAUAAAAAAAUGUUUAACACAAUUAUUGCACACAGAGUGAGUCCAUGCAACUUAUGUGACUUAAGCACAUUUUUACUCCUUAACUUAUUUAGGCUUGCCAUAACAAAGUGGUUGAAUAUUUAAUGACUUAAGACAUUGCAGCCUUUCAUGUUUAAUUAAUUAGGAAACAUUUUGAAAUACCACUUUGACAAUAUGGGGUAUUGUGUGUAGGCCAGUGACACAUCUAAAUGUAAUCAAUUUUAAAUUCAGGCUGUAACAACAAAAUGUGGAAAAGGUCAAGGGGUAUGAGUACUUUCUGCAGGCACUGUACAUCCUUGUAUGUAACAAUGUCACAUGGAUAUAUUAAUUUAGAAAAAGCUUUUUCAGUGUUAAAAUAGGCGUAUUGUCUCUUGCAAAAUAUUAUAUUCACACGUAUUCUAAUACCGAAGGCCGUUCUGAUAUUCUAAUAUUUGAAUAACCGCCCACAUCACUAGUUGUAAUAUGAUAAAAUAUACAUAUUUUCAAGCAGGGAUGAGCGAUUUUUAAGGGGAAUUCCAUUUCCUCUUUGGUAGAACAGUUAUUGUGAUUUAAAUUCAUUUCUGCAUAGUUGUCAUUUUAUUAUCAAGUAUUUGGAUCCAUUUAAUAUUUAGAAUGUUAGCCGUCUUACUGCGGUCAUCUAACCCCCCCUCCCUUCUAGGUGGAGAACUUCAUUUCCUUCAAAUUGGAGGUGUGUGUGACGAUAUAGAUGACGGCGACAUUUUUGUCGAUGGCCCCCUUUCUAAAGGGGCUGAACAGCUGUUGGAGGGGACAAAGCCCUCCUCCAACCCCUCAAGCCCAGGGAUCACAGGUAGGAGACACAGACCCCUUUACCCUUCACAUCUCUGCUGCUUCUCUGUUCAUUCAAUGACUGUGUGCAGCCCUGUUGCCUCAUUUCACCAUUGCUGACUAUGAACACCUAUGAAAUAAAUGUAAUGGGUAUUGAGAACUGACUAGUCAUUGCUUAUUGGAACCCUCUUUCCAGUGAAAUCAUAUGCUGAUUGACAGCAUUAUACUGUCCAGACUGUGGAAAAAGCAACAAUACAUUUUCCAGUUUCAUAAGUUCUUUACAUCGCUGUGGCCUCCUUUUUAAAAAAUCUGCCAACCUCCUCUCCCGGUAAGGAGUUGACCUCCUGGUGGACCAAGCGUUGGCUGUGGAGAGCCUAACGUCGCUGGUGGAGCUGACGCGCUUCGAAACACUGACGCCGCGCUUCUCAGCCACAGUGCCGCCCUGCUGGGUGGAGGUGCAGCAGGAGCAGCAGCAGCGUCGCCACCCCCAGCACUUGCACCAGCAGCACCAUGGAGACGCCGCCCAGCAUACACGCACCUGGAAGCUGCAGAGUGACAGGUACGGACGUGUGGGUGUGACUGGGUGGGUAUGGGUGUGAGUAGAAUCCUUAUGGGGGUGUGUGUAGUCGGUGAGGCAUUUCUUGUAAGUCUAUCCGCAAACGUCACACUAUUAAUACAUAAACAAUCACAAUGACUACAUUUGGAAUAGACACACACACACACACACACACACACACACACACACACACACACACACACAUUUAUAAAUUCCUAAUUGAGGAGCACACCUACAUGUUCCUUUUUAACUUGUAUGAUAAUCUCACAAGCUCCUAUAACAAUUAAAAAAAGUAGCCUAGGAUGUCUUGAUUUGAGAAAGUAUUUGAGUAGGGGAAUAAUGCGGCCAUGCUUUCUUUGUUGUUUGUAGCUCCAGCUGGGACGAGCAUGUGUUUGAACUGGUCCUUCCCAAGGCCUGCAUGGUGGGCCACGUGGACUUCAAGUUCGUCAUGAAUGCCAACAUCACUAACAUUCCUCAGAUCCAGAUCACCCUGCUGAAGAACAAGGCCCCAGGUCUGGGCAAGGUCAACGGUAAGGUCACUCACCUAUCUCUAUGUUGCCUUGGAAAAUUGUUUAAAUAUAGUAUCUGGAACAUAGACUAUGCAGGACUCCGGACUAACAUUUUCACCUGGUGGCACUGGUGCCACAAACCUUUUCAGUCUAUUCUAUCUAUAUUUUUAUGAUUUCAAUAAAUGUCCUAUGUUCCUAUUCACAUUCAAGUCAACAGUCUCUAUGUGGACCUCCAACCAUCUUUGUGGUACCAUUUUGAAAGUUGACAUUUUAUUCCCGUUUUAGUGUAUUUAUCAACCAAAAUAUGACACCCACCCUGUAUUCAAGAGCAUGUCGUCUCAACCAAUGGCGGGCACAACACUAAAACCUCAGAUGUAAAAUAGUCUAAGCUACAACAUAUUUGCCUGACGACUCAAGCUGAAUUCUUCCGCUGCUCUAUGUUCGCUACAUACUUCAGUCUGAGACUGCAAUCGUUGAUGUCGUUUGUGGUGACAUGAAAAUGAGGGUUGUUGUACAGAACAAAGUCAUCAGCGUUUGUGUAAUCUCUAACCAAUCAGAGUAUCAUGAUGAAUUUUCAAAGCGCCGCUGUAGACACGUGUGUUCCUGCUCUGGCCCAACCCAUGGGUUUCUGGGACCAAUCAGUACCAGGAUCCAGACUCAUUGCGGAGAAGAAACUAAAGUCCGUGGGGUGGCGUUGUGUUUGGCCGGAGCAUGGAUUUUGGGUAGCCAGGCAAACGACAUAUGGGAAUAUGGAAAAAAUUGGCGUUUACGCGUUUUUAGAUAACUGACCUUUUAAGGAAAAACAUAUUAAAUAAAAAAAAAAAAUUUUUUUUUAAAAAUAAAUUAUAAAAUAGUUUGACAACCCUGUUUGUUGUAAGCUUUUAAGUGAUAUCAAUCGCAAGUGUAUAUUUUUCCAGUGAUGAAGACAUGGAUGUCUUAUAGUAUGGUGGAGUAUGCAAAAUAGGUCAACUUUGAGCAUCUUUAUCUCUUGAAUGUUUUGACAUUCAGGUCCAAAAAGUCAAUUUCUGAGCACUUCUACAAUGGGCAAAUACUGUAUGUAUGUUAGGUUUUGUUCAAAUCAAAAGGGGUGCUGUCAAAAAGUGAUUUAAUUCAAACUCCCAAGUGGCGCAGUGGUCUAAGGCACUGCAUCGCAGUGCUAGCUGUGCCACUAGAGAUCCUGGUUCGAGUCCAGGCUCUGUCGCAGCCGGCCGCAACUGGGAGACCCAUGGGCGGCGCACAAUUGGUCCAGCGUAGGGGAGGGUUUGGCCGGCAGGGAUGUGGGUUCGUUUCCCACGGGGGGCCAGUAUGAAUUAUUAUUAUUUUUAAAUACAUGUAUGCAUUCACUAACUGUAAGUUGCUCUGGAUAAGAGCGUCUGCUAAAUGACUUAAAUGUAAAUGGAUUACCCUAUAGGCCCAAUUAAAUUGGUGCUAAUUCACCACCUGACGAAGUGGGACGCGAAACAAAAUAUAUACCUACAGAUAUCUGAGACCCACCUCUCUUUAGUACCGGUACUUGCUUUCAAAUAGGGCUAUACUAUAGGGGCAAAAAAUCUAAUUGGGUUUAUUUCAACCAAAUAUUGCGAUUUGCUAUUUGACUUGCGAUAAAGAUCACAACACUUGGGUGAACUGUUGGAAUGAUAGAAAUAUAUAUAAUUAUUAUUCAAAUUCUAUGGUUGGUGUUUGCCAUGACAACAAAUUAAAAAGCCAGGUAGUAUUUAUGACAGGGUAGAAAUCAAAUUGUUGGUCAGUGUUUUCCAGGGGACCCUAAUUACAUUAGAAUAGAUGUUAAUUUUAUACAAAGAUUUUAGAAUAUAGGCUCUCUUGAUUCAGAACAUACUGUUGCACAAACAACAUGCUGAUCUAGCAACCUGUAUUAGAGUUAACUUUUUCUUUGCCCAACUCAGUGCAUUAGCUAAAUGGCAUUUAGCUAGCUAGCCAGCAACGUGGAUGCAGCGUCGUUCUUGUUUUGAGCAGCCAGCACAGCGGCAGGGCAGACACUUUCAUUACAGGAAUCAUGACAAUAAUGCACUUUGCUGUUUGACAGAUUCAUGGUUUUAUUCGCCCCAAAAUAUGACGUUUUGACUGAGGUGACAGGUAGAAUGUGCAAUUCGCACCAGUGCGACAAUAACAUUUUUAACUCGCACAGUCAAGUCAAAGGGUCGCAGUCUGGAGACCUGCUAUGAAGAGGACUGGCUGCCAUAGAUAACCAGCCUUUUUGCAGGGAAAUAUUGAUCAUAUAAUUUAUGAUCAUGCAUGACGGAUCUUAUUUGUAGAUGUCCAUAUUUGCUUCUGCUGCCUACUGUCUCAAUUAGUUUUUAUUUCCUUUUCUCUCCAGAGACGGCAGUUGACAGACAGAUCUCCUUCCCCCUGUCCAAUGUCCUCCAUGCCAAUGGGGAGAGGAAUGGACAGCCACUUUUGCACGACUUUACAGACGACAUCCAGUUCAUGGACAUCGACGAGACAUCAGGUAGAAAGCUGCAUGGAAAGGCAGCCAGGGUUGAUAGACACAGUCAGUGUUUGACACAUGAUUAUUGUGGAUUGGGUUGCCAGAUUGUAGAUUAGUGUUACUGGUGGUUCUGUGGGUAAAGCAGCAAUCCGAGGGGUUCCUCAGCCCAGCAGAGUUUUUAUCACAUUGCUCUUCCCUUUCCAGGCUCCAGGCUGUGCACCUUCCUAGAGGACCAUAAGGAGGAUAUCCUGUGUGGUCCCGUGUGGUUGGCCAGUGGACUGGACCUCUCAGGCCACGCUGGGAUGCUGAGCCUCACCAGCCCCAAGCUGGUCAAAGGUAACAAUAUCUGCAAACUUUUACAUUGAGUCACGUUGAAGAAAUCUUACCUUGGCCAUUUUUGUCCCUCCGAUUUGUGUCCUCCCAACCUUUUCUUGGAGAGCAAAAGAUUAUCUCCAUGCCGCUGCUCUGAAUCAUCUCCCCCUGUCUAUGUACGUAUUGUAUGUUAGAGGUUUUCAGUGUGGUUUCUGCUGGUUUGUCCCAAUCCCUGCAGGCAUGGCUGGGGGAAAGUACCGCUCGUUCCUGGUGCACAUCAAGGCGGUGAGCGACAAGGGCAUGGAGGAGAGCCCCAGGCCUGUGGUGAGGAUGCCCGCUGCCAAGCCCCAGAGCAGCAAGGGCCAUUCCCUCUCCAACCUGCUGCAGAGGGCACAGGCCACCAAGGUACAGAGGGCAAAGCAUUGGAAAACAAAUUCAAUUUUGCAUCAAAGUUUUUUAUUUCAGGAGUCCUUCUCUGCUGCACACAUGAGGCAUUCUUGACUGAUUGUGCAGUUGUGUAAGUUGAGUGCAUGGAAGGCCUUGAUUGGAGUGUCCUCCUUUGUCUCCAUCUGGUGGCAGUAUAGUGCUAUUGCCAGGUUCUCAGUGAGAAGUUGGUGUCAAAUUGCUUGGAUGUGGCUUCCUCAUACCAGCAACGUCCCAUUCUUGAAGGAGGACAUUUUCUCUCUGUUAGUUUACAGCUCUAGAAUUUCAAAAUAUCCCUCUUUGUACCUCUCUGAUGUAACACUGUACUGUUAUCUGUUUUUAAAAUUGCUGUCUCUCCCGUUUAGGAAAAGGCCUCCACUUCCAAAGCAGAUUCUCCAGCUCAGUCGAAGAAACAUGACAACCUCCGCGGCUGCGACCUGCUCCAGGAGGUGUCCGUCACAAUCAGAAGGUUUAAGAAGACCUCCAUACCCAAAGAAAGGUGAAGGCUUUAGUACCGUUGUUUCACAAAAAACACAGAACUAUUGUAAAAUCCCAACACCUUAAUAAAAUGCAUUAUUUCCUCACCUUACACUGUAUAUUGAGAACUGACAUGCGUUUUGUUACUUUAAUACUCGUUAUAUCAUAGUAGUAAAACAUAACUAACUGAAUUGUCUGUAUGUUGCUCCUCUGUCUAUUCCAGAGUCCAGCGCUGUGCCAUGCUGCAGUUCCCAGAUUUCCAUGAGAAGCUGUUGAACGGGUUGUGUAAGCGGGCGGACGAGGGCCCUGGCACAGAGCACUCCCAGAGCCUCAUCUUGGACUGCCUCUGCUGGCUGGCUGGAGUGUACUCCAAUGGACCCUGCAGGUGGGCCUAAGAGGAUGAAAGUGGGAUUCAAGAGGAUGAGAUAUUCAUAGGGAUAAAGAGAUCUCGCUACUCUAUACAUGCAGUAAAGAGAUCAAUGGAAUUAGACCAGAACAGUGGAAACGCCACGCGGGGGAAAGAUCCAGAACCUCUUCAUUGCCACCCAUCAAAAUUACCCUACUUUUAGGCUGGUUAUAUGUGUAUUUUACACUGUUCGAGUACAAAUCGGAGUAUAAUGCUUGUAUGGAUGCCAACCCCAAUAGUUAAUGUCGUUGUCACCAAUCAACUGCAUUACACUUAAAAACUGCUUCAACUACCACCACCGAUUUCUAUAUGGCUAGCUAUUUUACAUGUACAUUUUAGUCAUUUAGCAGACGCUCUUAUCCAGAGCGACUUACAGAUAGUGAGUGCAUACAUUUUUCAUACUAUGCUAUGCAACCAGCUUGUACGGAAAGGCGUAAGCGUUUAGCUGUAAUCUUUUCUAAACCCGAAAAGGACAACUUCUAAAUAUUAUGCAGCGAAAACAGCCAAAUAUAUCCAAAUUGGAUUUUAGGAACCACAUUGUGGGCAUGUUAACACACAAAUCAUGUCGGAUUUGACGAAUAUCCACUUUAAUAGAUCAGAUUUUUUGAACGCCCGCCAAUGACAGCAUCCAUGGUCUGCGUUCCAUUUGUACUUUACCUUGUUUAUAUGGCUCUGAGAUUAGAUAUUACUGUACUGUUUUUGGUCACAUUAUGUAUCUCAACAUUUUCGCUAGGGAUGUGACAAAUGGACAAUUUAAACAGCCAUUUUUUUUUAUUGGUUUUCCGAAGCAAAAAACAACAAAUAUACAUUUCCAUGUGAACUCACAAUGCAGCUGUUGCCAGCAAUGGUUUGGGUCUCACAGUGAGUCCCUUUCAGAUGGUUAACUAUUGCCCCUGUACUACCAUUACUGUACUUCAAUUCCUAAGAUUGUUUUUUUGGAAAGGAGGAGACUGAUUAGUUGCGUACUUCCGAGAACACAAACACUUGCGUCUUUCAUAGCGAGCUAGCAAGGGACAGGGAGAGAGGGGAGGGGCACAGUAUAGGCAGUUCGGCCACCAGGCAGACAGUCAGAACCCUGCACUAGGCUUAUCUAUUGGUAAUGAAAAGCUGUAUCUCGCAAUGGAAUGCUGUGUCUCGUGAUUUUUUUGGUUUGCAAUGUCUCAAUGGUAAGGCUAGGAUAUUCUACAUGCAACAAACCGAAGGCUGAAUACACACUGGCAUCAUUAGCGAAGAGAAAGAGCAUGCAGCCCAGUAUGAGGGAGAGAGAAGAGGGGGAGGCAGAACCGUGCACAUCUGUCUUGGUAAUCUGUAUCUCGCAAUGUCUUGUCUUGCAUGCCUCCUCGCAAAUUCACCAAAGUAGCCUAAAGUUUGCCUCUUCCUCUCUGGUUGUAUUUAAAUGACACAAAUUUCCCCAGGCCUUUAUAGCCUAUCGUCUAGUUAGGCAAUAACGGCAAAGAAUAUGUUUUGUAAUAACUGUGAUUUAAAUUGUGGGGGGGGGGACAAGGGAUUUUUUGUUAACGUUCACAAUUUCACAUCGCUAAUUUCCACACAGUGUAGUGUGUUUAUUACUAUGAACAUGUUGGUUCUUUUCCUUCCAGCCUGAGAGAAGGAAAGGAGGCUCUGCUGAUGAAAACGAGGAAACGGCUGACCGACAUUGUGCGGGUGUGCUUUUUUGAGGCUGGACGGAGUAUAGCCCACAAAUGCGCCCGCUUUCUUGCACUUUGUAUUAGGUGAGUUGGACUUUUCAUGGAUGUUGUGACAUCAUUUUGUGACCCAUACUCUGUCAUACUCCUUGUUGAUGAUUGUGUGAUGCAGUAGGUGUGUACAUUUGUAACUUGUUUUUGUCUGUUACGUCGUCAGUAAUGGAAAAGGGGAACCCAGUCAGCAGGGCUUUGGCAUGGGUCUCCUGAAUGCUCUGCUGGACAAUAUGCCUUACUUGCCUGCAGCAGCAACAGGUGGUAAGUAGAAAUAAUGUUUUUCCUGAUGUCAUGGUUGUGUUAUCUUUGAGCAUGGGUAGAAGGCUACUGCAUUGUCAGCAGCAUUGUUUUGGAAGUGCAUGGUUUUGCAAGGCAGUGGCAUGUGUUUAAGUCUCUUUCUCCGUCUCUCUCUCUCGCUCUCUCUCAGGGUCGGUGUUCUGGUACUUUGUGCUGCUGAACUAUGUGAAGGAUGAGGACCUGGCGGGCUGCAGCACGGCCUGUGCCUCUCUGCUCACCGCCGUCUCCCUGCAACUGCAGGACCGCCUAACGCCCUUGGAGGCUUUGCUACAGACCAGGUGGGCCUUUUCACCCUCUAGUAUCCUUAAACCCCAAUCAGGUCCUAAAGAAACCAAAAAGCACUGACUGUAAUGUUAGUGUUGAACCCAGCUUGUCUCUUUGUGUAUUGUAACGCUCUGUACCGUGUCUCCUCCCCAGAUACGGCCUGUACAGCUCCCCAUUCGACCCAGUGCUUUUUGACCUGGAGGUCAGCGGCUCCUCCUGUAAGAAUGCCUUCAACAGCAGCAUCGGCAUCCAGUCUGACGAGAUUGACCUUUCCGAAAUUCUCUCAGGUCUGUACCACAUUCCACCAUAUUGCUUACACCUAUCCAAUCCCUUCAUCAAUGGGUUAAUGUUGGUCUGGGCUGUACUCUGGUGUGUGUGACCUAACCUGUGUGUGUGUGUGUGUGCCUGUCGCAGGGAACGGCAAGGUAAGCAGCUGUGCGGCAGCCGAGGGUAGCUUCACGGCCCUCACUGGGCUCCUGGAGGUGGAGCCGCUGCACUUUACCUGUAUCUCUACCAGCGAUGGCACCAGGGUGGAGAGGGACGACGCAAGCAUGUUCACAGGUACCUACCUCACCUGCUUUUUUCAACUUUUGGAAAGAUUUAUUCAGACCCUUUGUGAAACGGAAUAUUAAAAAUGGCCAUCUUCACAAUUCCUACUCAGAGAUUUUGAUUCAUACUCCUGACCUUUGCCCUCUUCUCCCAGUGAGCACGUUCGGGGUGACCCCGGCGGUGGGUGGCCUGUCGGCGGGCACGGUGGGCGAGGCGUCCACGGCGCUAAGCUCUGCAGCCCAGGUGGCUCUGCAGUCGCUGUCCCACGCCAUGGUGUCUGCAGAGCAGCAGCUGCAGGUGCUCCAGGAGAAACAACAGCAGCUGCUCAAACUACAGCAACAGGUCAGGGACUCUAGCACCCAUACAGGCACAUUUGCAUGCAGACAUGUCCCUACACAUGUAUUCACACCCAUACACUUGGACAAAGGCACAGGCAUACACUCAUGUACUCUCACAGGUGCAUAUACAUGCGUCUUCUUAUCCAAGCACUCACUAUAUGCACAAACACCAAUAUCUUAUGUCAGACUUCAUGUAUCAGUGUGAUAUUUGCCAGUUUUAGCCGAGUAGUAAUCCUGUCUGUUCGGAACAGAAGGCCAAGCUGGAGGCAAAGUUGCAUCAGACCACUUCAGCAGCUGCAGCCUCCGGCGUGGGACCCAUCCACAACUCUGUGCCUUCCAGCACCCCUGGCUUCUUCAUCCACCCCUCUGAAGUCAUCCCCCCCACGCCCAAGACCACCCCGCUGUUCAUGACGCCACCCCUCACUCCACCCAACGAGGCGGUGUCGGCAGCCAUUAGUGUGGAGCUGGCCCAGCUCUUCCCUGGCUCCAUGAUGGACCCACCGCCUGUCAACCUGGCUGCACACAACAAGAACAGCCAGAAAGCCAAGCCGGUCAGUCACAUACUCUUGGGCUGCAGGUAGCUUAGAGGUUAAGAGCAUUGGGCCAGUAACCGAAAGGUCGCGUCUGCUAAAUUACUAAAAUGUAAAAUGGCAAUAGCUCAUAGCACAGCAGUUAGGUUUGGGCUUUUACAUGAUCAUCAAGGGACUUUUGUUACAUUUUGUCACAUAAUAAAAUAUUUCAAAUAAGAAGUUUAUAUUCUAUAUGUUUUGACUGGAAAGCAUCUGUUUGUUGCAGAACCCCAUGGGCAGCGGUCUGGCAUUGGCCCUCUCUCAAGCCUCUCACUUCCUCCAGCCUCCUCCACAGCAGUCCAUCAUCAUCGAGCGCAUGCACUCUGGUAAGUACAGUUACCUUUUGUGCCUCUUUACCUGGGUUAACAGUUGUAAAUGAAACUCGAUCAUAUACACUACAUUACCUAAAGUAUGUGGACACCUGCUUGUCGGACAUCUCAUUCCAAAAUCAUGGGCAUUAAUAUGGAGUUGGACCCCCCUUUACCUCCACUCUUCUGGGAAGGCUUUCCACUAGAUGUUGGAACAUUGCUGCGAGAACUUGCUUCCAUUCAGCCACGAGCGUUAGUGAGGUCAGGCACUGAUGUUGAGCGAUUAGGCCUGGCUCGCAGUCGGCGUUACAAUUCAUCCCAAAGGUGUUUGAUGGGGUUGAGGUCAGGGCUCUGUGCAGGCCAGUCAAGUUCUUACACACUGAUCUCGACAAACCAUUGCUGUAUGGACCUCGCUUUGUGCAUGGGGGCAUUGUCAUGCUGAAAAAGGAAAGGGCCUUCCCCAAACUGUUGCCACGAAGUUGGAAGCACAGAAUCGUCUAGAAUGUAAUUGUAUGCUGUAGGAUUAAGAUUUCCCUUCACUGGAACUAAGGGGCCUAGCCCAAACCUUGAAAAACAGCCCCAGACCAUUAUUCCUCCUCCACCAAACUUCAGUUGGCACUAUGCAUUGGGGCACGUUUUGUUCUCCUGGCAUUCGCCAAAUCCAGAUUAGUCCGUCGGACUGCCAGAUGGUGAAGCGUGAUUCAUCACUCCAGAGAACACAUUUCCACUGCUCCAGAGUCCAAUGGCGGCGAGCUUUACACCACUCCAGCCGACGCUUGGCAUUGCACAUUGGUUAUCUUAGGCUUGUGUGCGGCUGCUUUGCCAUGGAAACCCAUUUCAUGAAGCUCCCGACAAACAGUUAUUGUGCUGACGUUGCUUCCAGAGGCAGUUUGGAACUCGGUAGUUAGUGUUGCAACCGAGGACAGACUAUUGUUACGCGCAUCUGCACUCGCUAGUCCCGUUCUGUGAGCUUGUGUGGCCUACCACUUUGCGGUUGAGCCGUUGUUGCUUUUAGACAUUUCCACUUCACAAUAACAGCACUUACAGUUGACCAGGGCAGCUCUAGCAGGGCAGAAAUGUGACGAACUGACUUGUUGGUAAAGUGGCAUCCUAUGACGGUGCCAUGUUGAAAGUCACUGAGCUCUUCAGUACGGGCCAUUCUACUGCCAAUGUUUGGCUAUGGAGAUUGCAUGGCUGUGUGCUCGAUUUUAUACACCUGUCAGCAAUGGGUGUAGCUGAAAUAGCCGAAUCCACAAAUAUUAAGAGGUGUCCACAUACUUUUGUGUGUGUGUGUGUAUGUAUGUGAUAUAUAUAUAUAUAUAUAUAUAUAUAUAUAUAUAUAUAUAUAUAUAUAUAUAUAGUACCUACUCAUUCAAGGGUUUUUCUUUAUUUUUACUAUUUUCUACAUUGCAGAAUAAUAAUGAAGACAUCAAAACUAUGAAAUAACACAUAUGGAAUCAUUUAGUACCCUUGAAUGAAUGGUAGUGUAUAUAAACUCAGCAAAUAAAGAAACGUCCUCUCACUGUCAAAUGCGUUUAUUUUCAGCAAACUUAACAUUUGUAAAUAUUUGUAUGAACAGAACAAGAUUCAACACUGAGACAUAAACUGAACAAGUUCCACAGACAUGUGACUAACAGAAAUGGAAUAAUGUGUCCCUGAACAAAGUGGGGGUCAAAAUCAAAAGUAACAGUCAGUAUCUGGUGUGGCCACCAGCUGCAUUAAGUACUGCAGUGCAUCUCCUCCUCAUGGACUGCACCAGAUUUGCCAGUUCUUGCUGUGAGAAGUUACCCCACUCUUCCACCAAGGCACCUGCAAGUUUCCGGACAUUUCUUGGGGGAAUGGCCCUAGCCCUCAUCCUCCGAUCCAACAGGUCCCAGACGUGCUCAAUGGUAUUGAGAUCCGGGCUCGUCGCUGGCCAUGGCAGAACACUGACAUUCCUGUCUUGCAGGAAAUCACGCACAGAACGAGCAGUAUGGCUGGUGGCAUUGUCAUGCUGGAGGGUCAUGUCAGGAUGAGCCUGCAGGAAGGGUACCACAUGAGGGAGGAGGAUGUCUUCCCUGUAACGCACACCGUUGAGAUUGCCUGCAAUAAUGACAAGCUCAGUCCGAUGAUGCUGUGACACACCGCCCCAGACCAUGACAGACCCUUCACCUCCAAAUCGAUCCCGCUCCAGAGUACAGGCCUCUGUGUAACGCUCAUUCCUUCGACGAUAAACGCGAAUCCGACCAUCACCCCUGGUGAGACAAAACCGCAACUUGUCAGUGAAGAGCACUUUUUGCCAGUACUGUCUGGUCCAGCGAUGGUGGGUUUGUGCCCAUAGGCGGCGUUGUUGCCGGUGAUGUCUGGUGAGGACCUGCCUUACAACAGGUCUAGAAGCCCUCAGUCCAGCCUCUCUCAGCCUAUUGCGGACAGUCUGAGCACUGAUGGAGGGAUUGUGCGUUCCUGGUGUAACUCGGGCAGUUUUUGUUGCCAUCUUGUACCUGUCCCGCAGGUGUGUUGUUCGGAUGUACUGAUCCUGUGCAGGUGUUGUUACACGUGGUCUGCCACUGCGAGGAUGAUCAGCUGUCCGUCCUGUCUCCCUGUAGCGCUGUCUUAGGCGUCUCACAGUAUGGACAUUGCAAUUUAUUGCCCUGGCCACAUCUGCAGUCCUCAUGCCUCCUUGCAGCAUGCCUAAGGCACGUUCACGGAGAUGAGCAGGGAUCCUGGGCAUCUUUCUUUUGGUGUUUUUCAGAGUCAGUAGAAAGGCCUCUUUAGUGUCCUGAGUUUCCAGAACUGUGACCUUAAUUGCCUACCGUCUGUAAGCUGUUAGUGUCUUAAUGACCGUUCCACAGGUGCAUGUUCAUUUAAUUGUUUAUGGUUCAUUGAACAAGUAUGGGAAACUGUGUUUAAACCCUUUACAAUGAAGAUCUGUGAAGUUAUUUGGAUCUUUACGAAUUAUCUUUGAAAGACAGGGUCCUGUAAAAGGGACGUUUCUUUUUUUGCUGAGUUUAUAUCUCAUGAGUAGUGCCCUUUAUGACAAAUAGGGAUCCAUUUGAGAUGUAGCCAAGUUGUUUUGGUAAGCUCUUGUGUGACCUAAAUAUCUCCCCUCUUGUCCCAGGAGCGCGGAGGUUUGUGACGCUGGACUUCGGUCGUCCCGUGCUGCUGACAGACGCUCUGAUCCCCACCUGUGGGGACCUGGCCUCUCUGUCCAUCGACAUCUGGACGCUGGGGGAGGAGGUGGACGGACGCAGGCUAGUGGUUGCCACGGACAUCAGCACCCACUCCCUCAUCCUGCACGACCUUCUGCCGCCCCCUGUCUGCCGCUUCAUGAAGGUCAGUGCCUUUGGUGCAUUAUCUCUGAAGAUCUUUGUCAAUUUCUCUUCUAUUCUCUCCCCUUCCAAUUCACAAGGUAGAAUAAGUAUCUGAACUCUAAGGGCACCGAAGAAAAAUUGCAGCGUUAUAUAUAUUUUUCUCAGUGAGCAUUCUGUGAUAAUCACUGUGCUCCACACAACCAUUUUCCUACAACCUUAACCCCCUUUUCGCCAUCCCUCCCACUUCACCCAACAGAUCACUGUGAUUGGUCGUUAUGGCAGCACCAACGCCCGGGCCAAGAUCCCCUUGGGCUUCUACUACGGCCACACCUACAUCCUGCCCUGGGAGAGCGAGCUGAAGCUGAUGCACGACCCCUUAAGGGGAGAGAGUGAGGCGGCCAGCCAGCCUGACGUGGACCAGCACUUGGCCAUGAUGGUGGCCCUGCAGGAGGACAUCCAGUGCAGGUCAGAGGACAUACCAAACUAUUCAACCAGUUAGCUAACUCUGAUUAGGGUGACAUGGAGCAGGUCAAGUUUUAUGAGAUGUAUUUUUAUACAGUAUCUGCUAGACAGUAGUCCCAGUUGUCCACAAUCAUUGUCAACAAUGGAGAUGCACUAAAGCUUUGUGGAAAUAGGAUGCACAUUAGACUCCUACAUCUUUCUUGCGCUCGCUCUCUCCCCCUCUCUUAGGUACAACCUGGCGUGCCAUCGGCUGGAGACCUUACUCCAGAACAUCGACCUGCCUCCACUCAACAGUGCCAACAACGCACAGUACUUCCUGCGGAAGCCCGACAAGGCGGUGGAGGAGGACUCGCGCGUCUUCUCGGCCUAUCAGGACUGUAUCCAGCUGCAGCUGCAACUCAACCUGGCCCACCACGCCGUCCAGAGGCUCCGCGUGUCCCUGGGAGCCGGGCGCAAGGUCCUGCCUGAGGCCUACGACCCCCGGGAGCUCAUCCACAACUCAUCCACAGAGCAGCUGAGAACCAUCAUCCGCUACCUGCUGGACACACUACUCAGCCUUCUGCACUCUAACAACGGUGAGAUAUCUGGGGAGGGCCACAGGGUCUGUAUCAGGGAUGGCAUCUACUUUUCUGACUGUGUCCCAUAUUCAUACAUCUUUAAAGUUGGCCUAGCUUCAAACCAAUAUCCUCCUUUACCUGAUUGUCUGUUGUCCUAACAACAUCCCUAGGAGACAUUGGUAGUGUCCAUCUGUAUGCAUGUCUGAUCUGCUUGGGGAGUCACACCUCCUCAAUACAUGUAUUUUCCCCUUCUUGCAUAAGCCUAAAGCAUUGUUGUACCUCAAUAGCCAUGUUUGAGGCAUGAAAAUCUUUCAAGCCACGAGAAUUUUAGGAAUACAUUAUUUGCAGCUUUUAGCUUUCUCUGCUCUCACUUGCCUUUAAAUGAAAUAGCCUACAUAUUUAAUGUUUUGAAAAAGAUGCCAAAUACUCACUUUUCAAAGUUGUUCAAAGUUAACCGAAAGCCCAUGGUACUGUGAAGUGUGCUUAGCAAUCUCCUUCUCUCACCCAUCAAAUCACUACUGAUGCUCCCUAGCUGCUCGUCAUACAGUUUCACCAGUCUCCUCUUAUGAAAGAGAAUAAUGUAUUACCCACUUGCUGCUGGUGUUACCUGGCUUUAUGCCUGCUCUGUCUCUGUUACCCCAAUGAAUUCCAUAUACCCGGGGGGGUAGAAGGAUUACUUUAUCCUAUCCCAGGUAUUCCUUAAAGAGGUGGGGUUUCAAAUGUCUCCGGAAGGUGGUGAGUGACUCCGCUGUCCUGGCGUCGUGAGGGAGCUUGUUCCACCAUUGGGGUGCCAGAGCAGCGAACAGUUUUGACUGGGCUGAGCGGGAACUAUGCUUCCGCAGAGGAAGGGGAGCCAGCAGGCCAGAGGUGGAUGAACGCAAUGCCCUCGUUUGGGUGUAGGGACUGAUCAGAGCCUGAAGGUACGGAGGUGCCGUUCCCCUCACUGCUCCAUAGGCAAGCACCAUGGUCUUGUAACGGAUGCGAGCUUCAACUGGAAGCCAGUGGAGUGUGCGGAGGAGGGGGGUGACGUGAGAGAACUUGGGAAGGUUGAACACCAGACGGGCUGCGGCAUUCUGGAUGAGUUGUAGGGGUUUAAUGGCACAGGCAGGGAGCCCAGCCAACAGCGAGUUGCAGUAAUCCAGACGGGAGAUGACAAGUGCCUGGAUUAGGACCUGUGCCGCUUCCUGUGUAAGGCAGGGUCGUACUCUCCGAAUGUUGUAGAGCAUGAACCUGCAGGAUCGGGUCACCGCCUUGAUGUUAGCGGAGAAUGACAGGGUGUUGUCCAGGGUCACGCCAAGGCUCUUCGCACUCUGGGAGGAGGACACAACGGAGUUGUCAACCGUGAUGGCGAGAUCAUGGAACGGGCAGUCCUUCCCCGGGAGGAAGAGCAGCUCCGUCUUGCCAGGGUUCAGCUUGAGGUGGUGAUCCGUCAUCCAUACUGAUAUGUCUGCCAGACAUGCAGAGAUGCGAUUCGCCACCUGGUUAUCAGAAGGGGGAAAGGAGAAGAUUAGUUGUGUAUCGUCAGCGUAGCAAUGAUAGGAGAGGCCAUGUGAGGAUAUGACAGAGCCAAGUGACUUGGUGUAUAGGGAGAAAAGGAGAGGGCCUAGAACUGAGCCCUGGGGGACACCAGUGGUGAGAGCACGUGGUGCGGAGACAGCUUCUCGCCACGCCACUUGGUAGGAGCGACCGGUCAGGUAGGACGCAAUCCAGGAGUGAGCCGCGCCGGAGAUGCCCAGCUCGGAGAGGGUGGAGAGGAGGAUCUGAUGGUUCACAGUAUCAAAGGCAGCAGACAGGUCUAGAAGGACAAGAGCAGAGGAGAGAGAGUUAGCUUUAGCAGUGCGGAGAGCCUCCGUGACACAGAGAAGAGCAGUCUCAGUUGAAUGACCAGUCCUGAAACCUGACUGGUUUGGAUCAAGAAGGUCAUUCUGAGAGAGAUAGCAAGAGAGUUGGCUAAAGACGGCACGCUCAAUAGUUUUGGAAAGAAAAGAAAGAAGGGAUACUGGUCUGUAGUUGUUGACAUCAGUUGGAUCGAGUGUUGGUUUUUUGAGAAGGGGUGCAACUCUCGCUCUCUUGAAGACGGAAGGGACAUAGCCAGUGGUCAAGGAUGAGUUGAUCAGCGAGGUGAGGUAGGGGAGAAGGUCACCGGAGAUGGUCUGGAGAAGAGAGGAGGGGAUGGGGUCAAGCGGGCAGGUUGUUGGGCGGCCUGCAGUCACUAGUCGCAAGAUUUUAUCUGGAGAGAGAGUGGAGAAAGAAGUCAAAGAAUAGGGUAGGGCAGUGUGAGCAGGACCAGCAGUGUCAUUAGACUUAACAAACGAGGAUCGGAUGUCGUCAACCUUCUUUUCAAAGUGGUUGACGAAGUCAUCCACAGAGAGGGAGGGGGGGGGGGGGGGGGGAGGAUUCAGCAGUGAGGAGAAUGUGGCAAAGAGCUUCCUAGGGUUAGAGGCAGAUGCUUGGAAUUUAGAGUGGUAGAAAGUGGCCUUAGCAGCAGAAACAGAUGAAGAAAAUGUAGAGAGGAGGGAGUGAAAAGAUGCCAGGUCGGCAGGGAGUUUAGUUUUCUUCCAUUUCCGCUCAGCUGCCCGGAGCUCUGUUCUGUGAGCUCGCAAUGAGUCAUCAAGCCACGGAGCUGGAGGGGAGGACCGAGCCGGCCGGGAGGAUAGGGGACACAGGGAGUCAAAGGAUGCAAAAAGGGAGGAGAGGAGGGUUGAGGAGGCAGAAUCAGGAGAUUAGAGGGAGAAGGAUUGAGCAGAGGGAAGAGAUGAUAGGAUGGAAGAGGAGAGAGUAGUGGGAGAGAGAGAGCGAAGGUUGCGGCGGCGCAUUACCAUCUGUGUAGGGGCAGAGUGAGUAGUGUUGGAGGAGAGCGAGAGAGAAAAGGAUACAAAGUAGUGGUCGGAGACAUGGAGGGGAGUUGCAGUGAGAUUAGUAGAAGAGCAACAUCUAGUAAAGACGAAGUCAAGCGUAUUGCCUGCCUUGUGAGUAGGGGGGGACGGUGAGAGGGUAAGGUCAAAAGAGGAGAGGAGUGGAAAGGAGGAGGCAGAGAGAAAUGAGUCAAAUGUAGACGUAGGGAGGUUGAAAUCCCCCAAAACUGUGAAGGGUGAGCCAUCCUCAGGAAAGGAACUUAUGAAGGCGUCAAGCUCAUUGAUGAACUCUCCAAGGGAACCUGGAUGGCGAUAGAUGACAAGGAUAUUAAGCUUAAAUGGGCUAGUGACUGUGACAGCGUGGAAUUCAAAUGAGGAGAUAGACAGAUGGGUUAGGGGAAAAAUUGAGAAUGACCACUUGGGAGAGAUGAGGAUUCCUGUGCCACCACCCCUCUGACCAGAUGCUCUCGGGGUAUGCGAGAACACAUGGUCAGACGAGGAGAGAGCAGUAGGAGUAGCAGUGUUUUCAGUGGUAAUCCAUGUUUCCGUCAGCGCCAGGAAGUCGAGGGACUGGAGGGUAGCAUAGGCUGGGAUGAAGUCAGCCUUGUUGGCGGCAGAACGGCAGUUCCAGAGGCUGCCUGAGACCUGGAACUCCAGGUGUGUGGUGCGUGCAGGGACCACCAGGUUAGAGAGGCAGCAGCCACGCGGUGUGAGGCGUUUGUGUAGCCUGUGCGGAGAGGAGAGAACAGGGAUAGGCAGAGGCAUAGUUGACAGGCUGUAGCAGAUGGCUACAAUAAUGCAGAGGAGAUCGGAAUGAAAUGAACUAAACAUCUGCGAAAGGAGAGAGCAGGGCCUCCCUCACCAAAAAAAUAUAACUCUCCCAACUUCCACCUCAGAAACUAUAAUUGUUUCACUGAACCACCUCCUCCAACUUCCACUUAGAAUAGAAUUGUGUAUCCGUCUUUUUGCUUUUUCCUAUUGGCUUACAAUAGAUACAGUGCCUUGCAAAAGUAUUCAUCCCUUUUGCCUUUUUCCUAUUUUGUUGAAUUACAACCUGUAAUUUAAAUGGAUUUUUAUUAGAUUUUCAUGUAAUUGACAUACACAAAAUAGUCAAAAUUGGUUAAGUGAAAUAAAAAAAAAUACUUGUUUCAGAAAAUUCUAAAAAAUAAAUAACGGAAAAGUGGUGCGUGUAUAUGUAUUCACCCCCUUUGCUAUGAAGUCCCUAAAUAAGAUCUGGUGCAACCAAUUACCUUCUAAUGUCACAUAAUUAAUUAAAUAAAGUCCACCUGUGUGCAAUCAAAGUGUCACAUGAUCUGUCACAUGAUCUCAGUAUAUAUACACCUGUUCUGAAAGGCCCCAGAGUCUGCAACACCACAAACCAAGGGGCACCAUGAAGACCAAGGAGCUCUCCAAACAGGUCAGGGACAAAGUUGUGGAGAAGUACAGAUCAGGGUUGGGUUAUAAAAAAAUAUCUGAAACUUUAAACAUCCCACAGAGCACCAUUUAAAUCCAAUAUUAAAAAAGGGAAAGAAUAUGGCACCACAACAAACCUGCCGAGAGAGGGCCGCCCUCCAAAACUCACGGACCAGGCAAGGAGGGCAUUAAUCAGAGAGGCAACAAAGAGACCAAAGAUAACCCUGAAGGAGCUGCAAAGCUCCACAGCGGAGAUUGGAGUAUCUGUCCAUAGGACCACUUUAAGCCGUACAUUCCACAGAGCUGGGCUUUUUGAAGAGUGGCCAGAAAAAAGCCAUUGCUUAAAGAAAAAAAUAAGCAAACACGUUUGGUGUUCGCCAAAAGGCAUGUGGGAGACUCCCCAAACAUAUGGAAGAAGGUACUCUGGUCAGAUGAGACUAGAAUUUAGCUUUUUGGCCAUCAAGGAAAACGCUAUGUCUGGCGCAAACCCAACACCUCUCAUCACCCCGAGAACACCAUCCCCACAGUGAAGCAUCAUGCUGUGGGGAUGUUUUUCAUCGGCAGGGACUGGGAAACUGGUCAGAAUUGAAGGAAUGAUGGAUGGCGCUAAAUACAGGGAAAUUCUUCCAGAGAUUUGAGACUGGGACGGAGGUUCACCUUCCAGCAGGACAAUGACCCUAAGCAUACUGCUAAAGCAACACUUGAGUUGGUUAAGGGGAAACAUUUAAAUGUCUUGGAAUGGCCUAGUCAAAGCCCAGACCUCAAUCCAAUUGAGAAUCUUUGGUAUGACUUAAAAGAUUGCUGUACACCAGCGGAACCCAUCCAACAUGAAGGAGCUGGAGCAGUUUUGCCUUGACGAAUGGGCGAAAAUCCCAGUGGCUAGAUGUGCCAAGCUUAUAGACAUACCCUAAGAGACUUGCAGCUGUAAUUGCUGCAAAAGGUGGCUCUACAAAGUAUUGACUUUGCGGGGGGUGAAUAGUUAUGCACGCUCAAGUCUUCUGUUGUUUUGUCUUAUUUCUUGUUUGUUUCACAAUAAAAAAUAUUUUGUAUCUUCAAAGUGGUAGGCAUGUUGUGUAAAUCAAAUGAAACAAACCCCUCAAAAAUCCAUUUUAAUUCCAGUUGUAAGGCAACAAAAUAGGAAAAAUGCCAAGAGGGGUGAAUACUUUUGCAAGCCACUGUAUAUUACAAUGCAUUAUAUCCAGCCCCUGUAGUUCUCUCACCGGCUCUCCGUAGAAUAGAGGAGAAGCAGUGGAUUGAGAUGUCUGAUUUUAAGGGCUUAAUUAGAAGGAAAAUGACUGUACUUUUCUCUUGUACAGUAUUAUUUAGUUAUAUUUUCCCUGCCUCUCAAUUGACCUCAGUCUUUCACUUGCUGUUAUGCUCUCUCUCUCUCCUUGUCCUCCCCUCUAGGGCACGCAGUCCCGUCCGUGCUGCAGAGCACCUUCCACGCGCAGGCCUGCGAGGAACUCUUCAAGCACCUGUGCAUCAGCGGCACACCCAAGAUCCGUCUGCAUGCGGGCCUGCUACUGGUGCAGUUGUGUGGAGGGGAGCGCUGGUGGGGCCAGUUCCUCUCCAACGUCCUGCAGGAGCUCUACAACUCCGAGCAGCUGCUCAUCUUCCCCCAGGACAGGUGGGCUUUAUGCACUGAGGAGCUAUCUCUAUCCACUGCGCUCACUUUAUUUAGAUUCAUUGCACCACACUGACAAACUGGAGCUCCUUGGACAAUCAUUAUGUCCACACUUCCCCUCACAACGCAAACUGGUUACUGCCCAUUGACCAGUGACAUUGAGAUGCCUCUCUAACUUCCAUAAAGAUAGGUGUUUGUUAUAUUCAAACACAUAUGUAUCGUUAUGUAUCAGAAGCACCCACCCAGACUUACCUAUUGUGUUUUACAAUGUUCCUGAGAUUGACAGUGUCCUCUGUGUGUCCUCCCUCAGGGUCUUUAUGCUCCUGUCCUGCAUCGGCCAAAGAUCCCUGAGCAACAGUGGCGUGCUGGAGGGGCUGCUCAACCUGCUGGACAGCCUGCUGUCCCCCCUACAGCAGCCCCUGGCGGCUGCCCAGCGCAGGACUGAAGGUGGGCUAGCCGGAGGUGGCGGGUCCCUGGGCUGGGGCUGGCAGCAGGGAUGGGGGGCUGGGUGUGUUCCCUGGCCCCAGCACCGGCCACCCGGGGCUCUGGACUCAACCAGCAACCUAUGAGUCUGUGUCUGUGUGUGCGGCAGGUGUGUUGGACGUCCCCAUGAUCAGCUGGGUGGUGAUGCUGGUGUCACGGCUGCUGGACUACGUGGCCAGCGUGGAGGACGAGGCGUCUGCAGGCAAGAAGCACCUGGGAGGGAAGGAGAGGGAGCGCACCUUGACAGGUAGCGUAGUGUAGGCUAGGGUGGUGUAGCUCUCCAAUGAGAUGUGGUACUGAUAACUUAUGAAGCCAAGAAAUCACAAAAGUGAUCAUAUUUCUUGUUUUGUCUACCUUAUUCCCCCCUUUUGAAUAUGUAUGUGGCUCUUUAUUUUUUCUAACAUCCUUGUUGCAUGAGUGAUGUUAUAGGCUUAGAAUAAACUUUAUCCUAUUACCCUUUGUCUGCGAGGCUAGAUAUAAAAUCAACAAGGUUUUAUUACAAAAAAUUUUUAUUCAGUUUUGAGAACCAUGAAUCAUAUUAACAGGGUAAUAUUAUUGCAUAUCGAUUUGGAACCAAGAAGACAACUCUAACGUGCCUUUUUUCCAUCUCUCUCCAAUGAAUCAAGGUAAUCAGUGGAGCUUUAUAAAUAACAGCCUCCAGUCCUCCAGCUCCAACCGAUCAGCCAAAGGCAACAGCAGCCUAGACCGCCUGUACUCCCGCAAGAUCCGCAAACAGCUGGUGCACCACAAACAGGUAAAUGUGUGCAAAUCCAACAUCAGUUCCGUCUUAAAAACGUCAUGGAGUUGUGCAUUUUUUAUACCCCAUAAAUCUGUGUUUGUCACAGUUAUUGGAUUCUCCCUCUUAUUACUGGCUUUGGAUGAAGUCUUGUCAUGUAAUAGAUGGUCUUUGCAAUGUUUAUAUUUAUCCUGCCCUUUUCAUUAUAGCAGUUAAAUCUAUUGAAGGCAAAACAGAAAGCUUUGGUGGAGCAAAUUGAGAAGGAGAAGACCCAGAGCAACAAAGGCUCCUCAUACAAACUGUUGGUGGAGCAGGCCAAGCUGAAACAGGCCACAUCCAAGGUAAGUUCUUCGCUCUUGCUGCUGGUGACUCUCAGAUCCACCUCUACGCAGACGACACCAUUUUGUAUACAUCUGGCCCUUCAUUGGACACUGUGUUAACAAACCUCCAAACGAGCUUCAAUGCCAUACAACACUCCUUCCGUGGCCUCCAACUGCUCUUAAAUGCUAGUAAAACUAAAUGCAUGCUCUUCAACCGAACGCUGCUUGCACCCGCCCGACUAUAAUCACUACUCUUGGCGGGUCUGACUUAGAAUAUGUGGACAACUACAAAUACCUAGGUGUCUGGUUAGACCAUAAACUCUCCUUCCAGACUCAUAUUAAGCAUAUCCAAUCCAAAGUUAAAUCUAGAAUCGGCUUCCUAUUUCGCAACAAAGCCUCCUUCACUCAUGCUGCCAAACAUGCCUUCGUAAAACUGACUAUCCUACCGAUCCUUGACUUCGGCGAUGUCAUUUACAAAAUAGCCUCCAACACUCUACUCAGCAAAUUGGAUGUAGUCUAUCACAGUGCCAUCCGUUUUGUCACAUUUUCAUUUUACAUUUACAUUUUAGUCAUUUAGCAGACGCUCUUAUCCAGAGCGACUGUCACCAAAGCCCCAUAUACUACCCACCACUGUGACCUGUACGCUCUCGUUGGCUGGCCCUGACUACAUAUUCGUCGCCAAACCCACUGGCUUCAGGUCAUCUAUAAAUCACUGCUAGGCAAAUCUCCGCCUUAUCUUAGCUCAUUGGUCAACAUAGCAACACUCACCAGUAGUAUGCGCUCCAGCAGGUAUAUCUCACUGGUCAUCCCCAAAGCCAACACCUCCUUUGGCCGCCAUUCCUUCCAGUUCUCUACUGCCAAUGACUUGAACGAACUGCAAAAAUCUCUGAAGCUGGAGACUCUUAUCUCCCUCACUAACUUUAAGCAUCAGUUGUCAGAGCAGUUUACCGAUCACUGCACCUGUACACAGCCAUUCUGAAAUUAGCCCACCCAAAUACCUCAUCCCCAUAUUGUUAUUUAUUUUAUCAUUUGCACCCCAGUAUCUCUAUUUGCACAUCAUAUUCUGCACAUCUAUCAUUCCAGUGUUAAUACUACAUUUGUAAUUAUUUUGCACUAUGGCCUAUUCAUUGCCUUACCUCCAUAACUUACUACAUUUGCAAUGGUGAAAUAAAAGAAAUGGUGAGGAUUUCAGAAGCAUUGAAAAGGAAAGCUUUGUUUUGACUGAUCAAGCUGGAAUAGCUAUAGGGUUUUCCCAUAGAAAUCGAGUGACUAAGAAUGAAAUAAUUAUUUUUCUAUGCUUUUUCUCAUCUUGGGAACACAAUCAUUUAAAAUCAAGUAUGUUUUUGGGUCACCUUUCAACAAGUUACGACAGAUCUGCACACAUAUACUUAGCAUAGUGUGUGCGCCAAACACACUCACACAGGUUACAAGUAUGCUGUUUGGAAUAGUGUUAGAUUAAACCAUGUGUAUUAAUUGACUUCCACUGCCUGACAUCUGCCUCUCCAUCUAUUUCUGGCGCUCUCCAUCUCUCCCCCAUCUCUUUCUCUGGCAGCACUUUAAGGACCUGAUCCGUCUGAGGCGUACAGCUGAGUGGCCCCGCUCCACCCUGGACACAGAGGCCACGGCCGCCAAGGAGGCCCCUGAGGUGGAGCCUCUGCCCUUCACACUGGCCCAUGAGCGCUGCAUCUCCGUGGUGCAGAAACUGUCCCUCUUCCUCCUCUCAAUGGACUUCACCUGCCACGCAGACCUCCUGCUGUUCGUCUGCAAGGUAUGCACUGCCAAAAAACUUUGAUUGGGUUCUUCGAGUUGAAUUGAGGGCACACUUGCUACAAAUAAUAAUAAUGGCAAAGAUGGGGAUUGGUUGGCACUGCAUAAAUGGAUACAUUGUCAGAAAGUUGUGCUCAUCACAUGUCUGAUUUUGCCUUUCAGGUCUUGGCCAGGAUAGCCAAUGCCACCAGGCCCACCAUCCAUCUAUGUGAGGUGGUGUCGGAGCACCAGCUGGAGCGUCUGCUGCUGCUGCUGGUGGGGACAGACUUCAACAGGGGGGACAUCUCCUGGGGAGGGGCCUGGGCCCAGUACUCCCUCACCUGCAUGCUGCAGGACAUCCUGGCAGGUAGGGGGUGCUGCUACAAUUCAAGUCACUGUUCAAUUCUCACAUCAUUAAGGAACUGUUUUUUAGCUAAGUAAGAUAUGGUGAGUCUUUGCUUUGCUAGCAGUCUCUAGUCGUUUCCUUUCUCCCAGCACUAACCUUCUCCUGUCCCCUCUCCUCAGGGGAGCUGCUGUCCCCAGGGUCCCUGGAUGGUAUGGGCGAGGAGGCGGUGGGUGAGGAGACAGGGGCAUCGUCCUCCUCAGCAGGGAUAGACUCUGACGACUCCCUAGCCCAGCACACCACCAUCCCCCUCGUGGAAACCAUUGACGAGGCCCUGACUACUGAUAUCAUCGCAGGUACUCCUGGGACCUCCUCUGUUUUCCAAAGUGCGUUGGUAGGCCAGUCCUCGACCACAUUUUACAUAUGGACCCCCUCACUUUAUUAUCAUGAUGAAUCUAUUUGUGUUCAAUUGUUUUUCUUUUUUCCCCUUUUAGCUAGCUGCAUGUUUAUUCUCUCAGUAUUUUCUUCUGUAUUUUGUAUGACUUCCUGUUCUGACAUUAGUUUUAUUUUAAAGGAGAAUAUUUAGAGCUUCUCUAACCAGUUUAAUUCUGAAUGGACUGUUUUCUUAUGUUUGCCUUUUGGAGGGGGAGUUCAAACAGUGUAGCUUUAUUGCCAGUAAGAUAUCCAAAUGUUUUAAGGGGUGGUGGUUAUUUUCCUGAGGCUAUUAUUUAAUUUGUCCAAAAGUUGCAAUAAUUACUGGUAGAAAUCCUGACUUGAGAUUGUGUACUGAAUUCAAACUAUCACAAAUCGUAAUUCCCUUGACAUCUUCAAUGGGCUACACAAAAACACAUAUUUUGUGAACUUAUACCAAGUCAGAAUUUUGGCCAAAGUUGUCAGAGCUUGAUGAUUAGAGUGGGCGAGCAAUCCAUUGUUUCGAGUCCCUGAACUGCAAAAAAAACAUUUUUUGUAGGCCUUAAAAUUGCCUAGUAAUUUCCUAAAAGAAGGCCUCUGAGUUUGCUGUUUUAGUGUGCUUGCUUGGCAAUAUUAAAGCUCUUUUCGUUAUCCAAAGGUGCUCCACCUCUGUCAUCUUUGGAAAAAGAUAAAGACAUUGACUUUGACUUGCUACAAGACCUCAUGGAUGUUGAUAUUGAUCCUUUAGAUAUUGAUUUGGAAAAAGAUCCCCUUGCCGCCAAAGUCUUUAAGGUACGUAACUUGCAUGAUUCACCUGUGUGUUUUCUGUUUCACUCCCAUCUCUCUCUCUAUUUAAUGCUCUCUUGCAUUUCUAUUCAGUUAUUGAUUGGAUCACCUCUGGGGCUCAUAUCGAUUCAGCCCAAAACAAACAUCAUUUGUACAUGAACUUAAAUAAAUAAAAAUGUGUGUGUAAUACAAAGUUAGUUUUAUUGAAUCCCUCCCCAACACCACCUCACCCUUAGCCGUUUACCGUCACGUCUCCAUAAAACGUUCCAAUUUAACUCUGCUCAGGCCUUUUAAGUCUCAAAGCACUUUUCUGUAUGUAGAUCCAAUCAAUCAUCAAACUAACAAACUUGGGAAAGUGUUACUUUCUUCACUCUUACUUUCCUUUCUGAAAAAACUCCACCAUUGCAUGCAAAGGAAUAUAGUGUUAGUGUGCAUGUAAUGUUAUACAGGUACCUAGCAUCUGAGAGGAAUGACUACGUUUGCGUUUCUCUUGUCUCUCUCUCUUCCUACAGCCUAUUAGCAGCACCUGGUAUGACUACUGGGGUGCUGACUAUGGUACAUACGGUUACAACCCCUACAUAGGGGGAGUAGGAAUUGCUGUGUCCAAGCCCCCAGCUGUUGUCGAAAAGCCUGGGUCUCAGAGUCUCUCCAUCUCCGUUUCACAAGGUAAAGGUGCAUUUUUGUAUCCUGAUAUCAUCUCCAAAUCUUAGUCUCGUAUAGGAUUCCACACUUGUCUUGUGUAAAGGAAUACAUUCCACCUUAUAACCCUGACCUCUCCCUCAGCUCUGGACGCCCGCCUGGAGGUGGGGCUGGAGCAGCAGGCUGAGCUUAUGCUCAAGAUGAUGGCCACGCUGGAGGCCGACUCCAUCUUGCAGGCGCUCACAUCAACCUCCCCCACAGGUAUACACUUAAGAAAAAAUAAUUUAUAGAUGUUUGGGAAUGUACCCUUUAGUCUUGGAAAUGAUGGCUGACCCUUGUCCCUCUCUCCCGCCAGUGUCCCAGGCAUCCAAUGGGACGGAUGAUUCUCUGCUGCUGGGGCUCCAUGGGGGCUCCCCCCCAGGAAGCAGCGUAAUGGUACAGGCCUCCUCCAUCCCAAUGCUGAGUGCCUGCUUCAACAAGCUCUUCUCCAUGCUCCAGGUGCACCACGUACAGGUCAGUCACCAACAGACGGUAUAGUCCAGGGUCUAUACUACUCCACAAGACUUGAAUGACUUGUUGCACAUCGCUCUGUUUUACACAUCCCUCGACAGAGCUUGGUAAUGAUGUGGCAGUAUAGGUAACAUACUGUACCAUUCUCAAGAAUACGUUUGUUACCCUGGAUUAGUGGAUUUGUAGAUAAAGUGCUCAUGUGUUUUUGCUUUAGUUGGAGUCUGUGCUGCAGCUGUGGCUGACCCUAAGUCUCAACUCCUGCUCUGGGGGCACUGAGGAGAGUGGAUCUGACAUCUUCAUGUUCAACGCCAGCAGAGUGCCCACCAUCCCACUCAACCAAGGUCAGAGGUCGCCCUAUAUGUCUCUCAAUCCACUUCCUUCUCCGCUUAACUCUCAAACCAUUCACUUUUAGUAUUUUCACAUGGGUAAGUGUAUGUUAAACUUCCGUCUCUCCUGUGUUUCAAUGCAGCCUCUAUCAGCAGUUUCCUGUCGGUGCUAGCCUGGUACCCCAACACCUCCCUGAGGACCUGGUGUCUGGUGCUGCACUCCCUUACCCUCAUGACCAACAUGCCCUCCAGUGGUGAGUCCACCCUUCACAGGGUCUCACUCUCAAGACACGGUGCCUGAAAACACCUAUUGAUGUUUCACAUUGAGGAUUGUGAAAUAGUAAAAUGCAUAUUGAAGAUGCAGUGUAACCAAAGAUAUAAUUAAAACCAAACGACCUUCAACAGUACUCCUUUUUAAUUGAGUGUGUGUGUUUGGUCAGCAGCCUCCAGCAGUGGGAUGGGAGCUCAUGAGAGCACGGCCCAGCAGAUGGUGUCGGACCCUACGCUGGUGCACGUGCUUGUGCGUUUCCUGUCUGGGGGAAACCCCCAUUGCACCAGCCAGCACAGCUCCCAGGUCGGCCCCACCGCCACCCAAGCUAUGCAAGAGUUCCUCACAAGGCUCCAGGUGCACCUCUCCUCCACCUGCCCACAGAUGUUCAGCGAGUUCCUGCUCAAACUGAUGCACAUCCUGUCCACUGAGAGGUAGGUUGUCUAGAGACAUCAAGAGCAGCUAUUGUUCCACCCCAGCACUUAAUACACAUUAUUCAAAUGAUAACUAGUCAUCUUCAAUUUAUCUGAUGUGUUAUAGCUGGGCUGGAACAAAAGCCAUCCUUUUGAUUCCAUCACAAUACAGUACAAUGAAUUGUUGUAAAGUGCCAGCGUCAAUGACCCCAUCUCUUCUCGUCUUCCUUCAGGGGUCCGUUCCAGUCAUGCCAGGGUCCUCUGGAUGCCCAGGUCAAGCUGUUAGAGUUCACCCUGGAGCAGAACUUUGAGGUGGUGUCAGUGAGCACCAUCUCCUCUGUCAUCGAGUCCAUCACCUUCCUGGUGCACCACUACAUCACCUGCUCUGACAAGGUGGUGUCCCGCAGUGGCUCCGACAGCUCUGUGGGUGCCCGCGCCUGCUUUGGAGGCCUCUUCGCCAACAUCAUCCGGCCGGGCGACGCCAAGGCGGUGUGCGGCGAGACCACGCGCGACCAACUCAUGUUCGACCUGCUCAAGCUAGUCAACGCCCUGGUCCAGCUGCCCCUGUCGGGUGACCGUGAGUUCAGCGGGCGUCUGCCCCCGGCGGGCAGCGGGGCGUCGGACAGCAGCGCGUCGGAUGAGGAGAAGGUGUGCGGCAACAAGGAGGGGGCAGCAGGAGGGGCCACCCCUCACCAGGGCCCUGCGGCCGGAGUGGCUGACAUGGUGCUGGCCAACCAGCAGAUCAUGAGCCAGACCCUCUCGGCUCUGGGCCAGUGCAACAGCAGCGCCAUGGCUAUGAUCAUUGGUAGGCUUCAUCUGCACACUUACUUUUUUGAAAGCUUUAUUCAUAAGGAUCCCAGGUUUCGCAGAUAAGAUAUUCAAAUGUUUGUUAUGGAUGAUACUUUCCUGUCUGUAGGUGCUAGUGGUCUCCACCUGACCAAGCAUGAGAACUUCCAUGGCGGACUAGAUGCCAUCUCUGUAGGAGACGGCCUGUUCACCAUCCUCACCUCCCUGAGCAAGAGAGCCACCUCAGUGCAGGUGAUGCUGCAGCCCAUCCUCACCUACAUGGCCUGUGGGUACAUGGGCAGACAGGUAAGACUGAGCUCAACCAUGACCAAAAGGGCAUCCAUUACGUUUUUCUGUUUAGAGCUUUACUUGUCAAGAUUAAAGGUUUGAGAAAAAUAACUUUGCUUGUUAUAGUACUUCAGUUUGUUAGAUUAGAUUUAUGAAUGUUUGACCCAUGGAUGCUGAAAGUUUUUUAAUCUCAAGCAGUCUUUGUAUUUCUCCCAGGGCUCUCUGUCUACAUGCCAGCUGUCUGAACCUCUGCUCUGGUUCAUCCUCCGAGUGCUGGACACCAGCGAGGCACUUAAGGCGUUCCAUGAUAUGGGUACCCACAUGCGCACACACGCUUAAUACAUAAUUGGGGAAAUGUCCUAGUAUACUGUCCAUUAGACUAAACAUGUUGUGUUUGUAUUUGACCUGUGUGCAGGUGGGGUCCAGUUGAUCUGUAACAACAUGGUGACCAGCACCCGGGCCAUAGUGAACACGGCACGCAGCAUGGUGUCCACCAUCAUGAAGUUCCUGGACACUGGCCCAGGGAAGGCUGCAGACGGCAGCCUCAAGGCCCGGGUCCUAGCCUCCGAGCCCGACAACGCAGAGGGACUCCACAAUUUUGCGCCGCUCGGUAUGUGGAGCUUUUCCUUUCCUGUUCUGAAUGAAGUUUCUCCCUUUAUCCUCUAUUUGAUGUGAAAAUGUGCAUGUGUCCUAUUAAAUGCUGUUUGUCCCUCUGCAGGCACCAUCACCUCCAGCAGCCCCACGGCCCAGCCGGCGGAGGUCCUCCUUCAGGCCACACCCCCUCACAGACGGGCGCGCUCAGCGGCCUGGUCCUACAUCUUCCUGCCAGAGGAGGCGUGGUGUGACCUCACCAUCCACCUCCCUGCUGCCGUGCUGCUGAAAGAGCUGCACAUCCAGCCACACCUGGCCUCACUCGCCAGUGAGUACAGCAACACAGAACCCCCUGGGGGGAAAUAGUGCAGAGCAGUUGUCUUCUAAUCAGAGACUGAAUUCAAUCUAAACCGUUCUGAGAAUUCUCUUGCCAACCAAUGACACUAGUUGUCUAAUUGAUCGUUUAAGUGGCUCUCGGGUACCAGCAGGAGAGCUGUGCCUCUCUGCUUAAGUGCCUUAAGGGCACACUGUCUACUACCCCUUAAGCACAGUUUUCCUCAUGACCCACUUAUUUCACCCACUCAAAUAUUAACCUACCAGUGUUGUCUAGUGUCAUUUUAAAUAUGCAAAACUUCGCAUGGAUUAUUCAUGCUUCUGUCAACCACAACAUACCAUUGUGCCAGACAGUACCAGUUGGAGAAAAUGAAGUUGAACAUACUCCACCAUCAUCUACUAUUGCUAACUCUGCCGAUGUCUCUUUGUCCUCUCCCCAGCCUGCCCCUCCUCGGUCUCGGUUGAGAUCAGUGCAGACGGGGUAAACAUGCUGCCUCUGUCCAUGCCCAUCAUCACCAGUGGCCUCACCUACAUCAAGAUCCAGCUGGUGAAGGCUGAGGUGGCGUCCGCGGUAUGUCUGAGGCUGCAUCGGCCUCGUGACGCCAGCACCUUGGGCCUGUCCCAGAUCAAACUGCUUGGCCUCACCGCCUUCGGCAACACCUCCUCAGCUACCGUCAACAACCCCUUCCUGCCCUCCGAGGACCAGGUCUCUAAAACCAGGUACAAACAUACUUGCCCUUACAGGAACUUCUGUUAAAUGUAACUUGAGCGUCAAAUUUAAAAAAACACCACUAGUGCCACAGGAAAUCUCUCUACCUAACCUCUGACCUCGCCAUCUGUCUCUCCAAUAGUAUUGGCUGGCUACGUCUGCUUCACCACUGUCUGACCCACGUCAGUGACCUGGAGGCCAUGAUGGCCAGCGCUGCUGCUCCCACUGCCAAUCUGCUCCAAACCUGCGCCGCCCUGCUCAUGUCCCCCUACUGCGGCAUGCACUCACCUAACAUUGAGGCCGUGCUGGUCAAGAUCGGCCUGCAGUCCACCCGCAUCGGCCUCAAGCUCAUCGACAUCCUGCUGAGGAAUUGUGCGGCCUCCGGCACCGACCCUACGAGUACAUAGCCGCCACUUGAAUAAAACGCUCAUUGAUCACAUUGUACACAACAUUUGAAUCUCACAAAUAGGUCUUUGCCUUCUAUCUGUCAUUGUACUUGAAUCAUUGUGAUUUUUCUGUUUAGACCUCAACAGUCCCCUGCUCUUCGGAAGGCUCAACGGUCUCUCUUCAGACUCCACCAUUGACGUCCUCUACCAGCUGGGAACCACACAGGAUCCUGGGACUAAGGACAGGUAAAGACCACUUAAAAUCUACUGAUGUAGUGUUGAGCCUAAUACUGCUGGGUCUAUGUAUUAUGGAUCUAUGAAAGCAGCUCUUGAUAUGUUAAUAUUGACCAUCUAAUCCCUGUCUCUCCUUCCAGGAUCCAGGCCCUUCUCCAAUGGGUCCAUGAUUCGUCACUGGUGGCGGCCCACAAGAGGAGCGGCCCCGUGGGCUACAUGCGCCAGAACAGCUCCUCGUCACGGGAGUAUGGCCUCAUCAUGCCCUCUCCCUCCCACCUCCACUGUGUGGCGGCCAUCUUGUGGCGCAGCUACGAGUUGCCCGUGAACUACGACCUCCCAGUGCUGCUCAACAGAGAGCUCUUUGAGUAAGUGCUAUCCUGUCAGAAAAAAACAACAGUUCGGUCCUUUACUCACGCUAGCGCAUCCACUAUGAUUCUGUACUCUUUGUUCAGUCAUCAAAAGCUAAGCAGAGCUUUCGCAAGCUUUGAGCCAUCAGUUUGAAGAACAUCUCGUUUUUUGUAGCCUGGUUAGAAUACAGCUCCCUGAUGUUUUCAAGCUGGUUAGAAUACAGCUCCCUGAUGUUUUCAAGCUGGUUAGAAUACAGCUCCCUGAUGUUUUCAAGCUGGUUAGAAUACAGCUCCCUGAUGUUUUCAAGCUGGUUAGAAUACAGCUCCCUGAUGUUUUCAAGCUGGUUAGAAUACAGCUCCCUGAUGUUUUCAAGCUGGUUAGAAUACAGCUCCCUGAUGUUUUCAAGCUGGUUAGAAUACAGCUCCCUGAUGUUUUCAAGCUGGUUAGAAUACAGCUCCCUGAUGUUUUCAAGCUGGUUAGAAUACAGCUCCCUGAUGUUUUCAAGCUGGUUAGAAUACAGCUCCCUGAUGUUUUCAAGCUGGUUAGAAUAGAGCUCCCUGAUGUUUUCAAGCUGGUUAGAAUACAGAUCCCUGAUGUUUUCAAGCUGGUUAGAAUACAGCUCCCUGAUGUUUUCAAGCUGUAGAUUCAUUCUAAAGUUUCUCUCAUCCGCCUCUUGGUAUGUCUUGCAUUUUACACACAUCCUCUGCAAACAUGAAUACUUUACAUCGAACAGGGAAAACCAAGUAAAAGACAUCAUGUCUAACCUUGUAUCCUCAGUGAGCUCCACUGGCAGCUUUCAUUUGAGGGUAUUUUCAUCCAUAUCUGGUGAACCGUUCAGAAAUUACAGCACUUUUUGUACAUAGUCCCCCAAUUUAGGGGACCAAAAGUAUUGGGACAAAUUCACUUAUAUUUAUUAAAGUAGUUAAAAGUGACUUAUUUGGUCCCAUUUUUAAACGGUUCACCCGAUAUGGAUGAAAAUAACCUCAAAUUAAAGCUGACGGUGCACUUUAACCUCAGUCAUAUAAUUUCAAAUCCAAAGUGCUGGAGUACAGAGCCAAAACAACAACAAAUGUGUCACUGUACCAAUACUUUUGGAGCUCACUGUAUACAGCCUUUAAAAAAUGUAACAAGUGAAAAUAUUCAGUAGGAGUAAGGUUUCUGACCUGUUGAUUUCAGAGGGAAAGAUGUGAGUCCAGUGUGUUUAUCCCAUUGUCCCCGUCUCUCCUGUAGACUGCUGUACAACUGGUCCAUGUCCCUGCCGUGUAACAUGGUGCUGAAGAAGGCAGUAGACAGCCUGCUCUGCUCCAUGUGCCACAUCCACCCCAGCUACUUCUCUCUGCUUAUGUCCUGGAUGGGCAUCGUGGCCCCACCCACCGCCGCCCAGCACCGCCUCUCCAUGACGGACGACGGCAAGAAGCAGCACGACCUCAGCAGCGCCAGUGCUAACGCCACCACCUGCGCCGGCCUCACCGACGACUCCAAACACGCGCGGCCACCCAUCGCCCUGUCCGAGUCUCAACUGGCCACUCUGGCUGCUGCCUCCCAGUCACCCGGAGCGAUAGAGCAGCUGCUGGACUCAGGCCUGCCCUCUCUGCUGGUCCGCAGCCUGGCCGGACUCUGCUGUGGCCUCCUGGCUGCCGCUGACCUGCCCCUGCCCUCCACCGCCCAGGCCGAACGACGGCAGCACCAUCACAACCACCACCCCCACUCCUCUUCUUCUUCCUCUCUGAGCAGGGCACCCCUGUCUGCAGAGCUGGCAGCCCCAGUGCUGCGUUUCCUCACUGAGGUGGGGAACAGUCAUGCCAUGAAAGACUGGCUAGGUGGGCCUGAGGUGAACCCGCUGUGGACUGCUUUGCUGUUCCUGCUGUGCCACAGCAGCGCCAGCGCAGGGGGAACCAGCGGUGUCCAUGGGCACGCGGGAGCCCACUCUGCUGCCUCCGGUGGUGCGUGCUGCCCCCCUCCUCCGCCCCCACCCCAGCCUUCAGGGUCGCGCUACUCUCUGGCCUCCUCGACCCGGGGCAGCGGUCUCACCACCCAGCAGAGGACGGCCAUCGAGAACGCCACAGUGGCCUUCUUCCUGCAGUGCAUCUCCUGUCACCCCAACAACCAGCGGCUCAUGGCACAGGUCCGAUGGAAUGCAUUGACAACACACAUUUCCACCCUGACCAACCAUAUCUGAUGGAUUACUAACGUGUGUCUUUGGUGGGCUCUUGUUCUCUGUAGGUGCUGUGUGAGCUCUUCCAGUCGGCCCCCCAGCGUGGAAGCGUGCCCAUCUCUGGCAACAUCUCUGGCUUCAUCCGCAGGCUCUUCCUGCAGCUCAUGCUAGAGGACGAGAAGGUCACAGUCUUCCUGCAGUCGCCCUGUCCGGUGGGUACCAAGUUUCCGUAGGCUCCGAUCUAGGAUCAGCUCACCUUACUUCGAGCAAUUUCAUUCUCCUCCCUAUUGACUUGCAUUGGAAAGGAAAAGAACUGUUAGAGUGAUGUAAUAUCCCAAGGUGGCCACAAGAGGCCAGCCCAGCAGUACAGAAAAUCCCUCCACACUUGCAGGCUUUCCCCAGACUGAUGCUUGUCGGAGAAACAGUACUGCACCUCAGUCAAAGGAAUGCUCAAUAUUUCACCCUCCUCAAUUAUUAGUUGUCAUGCGAGCAGUUUAGAGAGCAGUCACGGUAGGGGGGAGAAAGUGGUUUCAAUUGUCUAAAGCUAAUUUCAAUUUAACCUCCAGUUUCAUUGUCCUCAUUCUGCACCAUCCCGUUUUGAUGAAAUUAAACAGUGUCAGGGAAGGGUAAGGGUCAUUCCAUGGGCAAGGUGAAGGAUGACUGUUGUGCAUGGCAUGCCAAAAGGUUCCUGGUUAUGCACGACGAGCCAAACAUACUUCUCUUUUAGACUCUAAUUUAGGUCACCUAUUUGUAAUUCGCUCUGGAUAAGAGUGUCUGCUAAAUGACUUAAAUGUAAAUGUGAAAUGUCAUUUGUGUGCUAAAUUAACCAGGUGUCCUGGGAAACACAUCAGUGAAGGUUAAUUAUGUAUGAUCAGUAGGUGAUUAAUAGCAGGAUGGGUCUACAUGCUAAUGUGUUUACACAUUAGGUAGGGAUAGGGCUGUGGUGGUCAUGAUAUUUUGUCAGCCGGUUAUUGUCAUGCAAAAGACUGCCGGUCUCUCGGUAAUUGACCGUUAAUGAACAUAAACACGUUUAUCAUCUCCAGGCCUCCGCAUACAAGCCGCAUACAAGCCGCUGGAACAUCUACAUAAAAAAAAAGUAUAAUAAAUCUAUUUAAUAUGCACGUCACAAUAAAUAAUUAAUUUUAGUCAGGUUUAAAGAAACAUGAUAUGAAGAAAAUGUAUUUCAGAAGAACAGUAUGAGUUGGCCUACUGUAUGUUUUCUGGCUAUGGGUCAUGCUGUAAGCUUGUUCAAUUAGCAGACAAGACACGCUUAUAAGUCCAGUGCCAUUAUUUUAUUAUAUGAUAUUAUAGUAAGAAGAAUCUAAUUUUACUUGGCUGAAUAAAAUGGAAAGGAUAUUUAAUUAGCUUACUUCAAUUAGGAGAGGGGUGGUAGGGUUAGUGGAAAAGAAUAAAGGAAAAUAUAUUUUCAAAAUAUAUAUACUGUACCAGUCAAAAGUUUGGACACACCUACUAAUUCAAGGGUUUUUCUUUCUCUUUACUGUUUUCUACAUUGUAGAAUAAUAGUGAAGACAUCAAAACUAUGAAAUAACACAUAUAGAAUCAUGUAGUAACCAAAAAAGUGUUAAACAAAUCCAAAUAUUCUUAAAAUAGCCACCCUUUGCCUUGAUGACAGCUUUGCACAGUCUUGGGAUUCUCUCAACCAGCUUCAUGAGGAAUGCUUUUCCAACAGUCUUGAAGGAGUUCCCAAAUAUGCUGAGCACUUGUUGGCUGCUUUUAUAUCACUCUGCCAUCCGACUCAUCCCAAACCAUCUCAAUUGGGUUGAGGUCAAGGGAUUGUGGAGGCCAGGUCAUCUGAUGCAGCACUCCAUCGCUCUCCUUGGUCAAAUAGCCCUUACACAGCCUGGAGGUGUGUUUUGGGUCAUUGUCCUGUUGAAAAACAAAUGAUAGUCCCACUAAGCCCAAAGCAGAUGGGAUGGCGUAUCGCUGCAGAAUGCUGUGGUAGCCAUGCUGGUUGUGUGUCUUGAAUUCUAAAUAAAUCACAGACAGUGUCACCAGCAAAGCACCAUCACACCCCAUCCUCCAUGUUUCACAGUGGGAACCACACAUGCAGAGAUCAUCCGUUCACCUACUCUGCGUCUCACAAAGCCACGGCGGUUGGAACCAAAAAUCUCAACUUUUGACUCAUUAGACCAAAGGACAGAUUUCCACCGUUCUAAUGUCCAUUGCUUGUGUUUCUUGGCCCAAGCAGGUGUCUUCUUAUUAUUGGUGUCCUUUAGUAGUGGUUUCUUUGCAGCAAUUCGACCAUGAAGGCCUGUUUCAAGCAGUCUCCUCUGAACAGUUGAUGUUGAGAUGUGUCUGUGGCUUGAACUGUGACGCAUUUAUUUUGGGCUGCAAUCUGAGGUGUAGUUAAAUUAUCCUCUGCAGCAGAGGUAACUAUGGGUCUUCCUUUCCUGUGGCGGUCCACAUGAGAGCCAGUUUCAUCAUAGCGCUUGAUGGUUUUUGCGACUGCACUUGAAGAAACUUCCAAAGUUUUUUUUAAUUUUCCGUAUUGACUGACAUUCAUGUCUUAAAGUAAUGAUGGACUGUUGUUUCUCUUUGCUUAUUUGAGCUGUUUUUGCCAUAAUAUGGACUUGUCUUUUACCAAAUAGGGUUAUCUUCUGUAUACCAACCCUACCUUGUCACAACACAACUGAUUGGCUCAAACAUAUUAAGAAGGAAAGAAAUUCCACAAAUUAACUUUUAACAUGCACACCUGUUAAUUGAAAUGCGUUCCAGGUGAGAGAGAGCUGGUUGAGAGAAUGCCAAGAGUGUGCAAAGCUGUCAUCAAGGCAAAGGGUGGCUAUUUGAAAAAUUUCAAAUAUAUUUUGAUUUGUUUAACACUUUUUUGGUUGCUACAUGAUUCCAUAUGUGUUAUUUCAUAGUUUUGAUGUCUUCACUAUUAUUCUACAAUGUAGAAAACAGUAAAGAGAAAGAAAAACCCUUGAAUGAGUAGGUGUGUCCAAACUUUUGACUGGUACUGUACGUGUGUAUAUAUAUAUAUAUAUAUAUAUUUUACACACACACACACACACACACACUGGUACUGUAUAUAUGUACUGGGGGAUUGGAAUUGAUGCAGACAAUUACAUUGAUAGAAGCCACAAUCUACCCCCAACAUUUCCCCCCCCCCAUUCCAGAGCAAGUGCGCAUAUGAUGUUGAGAGUAAAAGUGAUCAUUUGAAACCAGUCCUAUACGCUAGAUUUAGUUAUUUGGCUACUUUAUUGUGAAUGAUACAAACCUUAGAAUGUCUUAGAAAUCAACACGUAUUUGGGCUGCAUUAGGCGACUAUAGGCUAUUGAUGAUUUGAGAAAGUCGCAAAAAAAAGCUUGCGCUCUGUUCCUUGCCUCAGGCUGCACACGCUGUUCUCUCAUCAAGUAAUCAUAUUUUCACCCAUCAGACUAUUCUCAAUUUAAUCUUGUCUUUACUAAUAUGUAACAUUUGUUCGAUAGAAAUGGCCCAUUAUCAAAUGGGCAGGACCAGAGGCCAGGGAAAAAAUACAUGUCAUCCGUAUGCACUCUAAUUGCGAAUGGAGACCACUUUCCCACCUGUUCAUUUUUCAAUCAUGCCGGGUAGGCUACUCCGGUUUUAUAGGGGAGCAUGUGCUUAAUAUGAGCAGCUUAGAAAUAAAUAUAGUUGCAGCUGGGAUGUGUUCUUUUUAGUGGCAACCAUCUAAUCUCUGCUUUCACACGCAAUUGCAUAUAGAAAUGUCUGGGCUUAUAAGAACACUUAUUUCACUCCAUGCAUCAACCACUGUUUGAGGAGCAUGCAGCCUUUCGCUGCGCGACAGGUGAUAUACCGCCCAAACUCUGUAUGCCAUGGCCUUCCCAACCCUAUUCCUGCAGCUACCCAGUGCUUAAUUUGGGAUAUCAAGUGACAUCUGUUCGGGAACAUCGAUAGUAACACAUUUCACAACAAAACAUAUUUCAUUAAACUGACAGCCCCUUUCUGCGUGCUUGAGAAAGGAAUGAAGGCGAGAAAGGAGAUGGAAAUAAACAGUGGUGAGAUACUCUGUAGCUAAAGGUAAUGUCAGCCUAUUAAUUAUGAAAAUAUAAAAAAGCCAUAUUACUAGGCAAUUCAAAAUCAAAUACAAAUUCACUGUAAUUUUAGGCUAACUCUGUAAGCUGCCCUGCACAAUCAACAAACCAACAGCAUUGCCUAGGCCUAUACGUUCUGUUGUGGAAAUUCUUACACAGGGACACUCAAAGUCAAUCUUAAAUGAAUCAUUGUUUAUUAUCAGUUAACUGGAGAUGUUCCAACCAACUUGAUGCACCAUAGUGAAUGUCUGUCAGGAGCUCUCCCGGGGCAGUCCCGUUAGAUCUCUUAUAUACAGACUAGUUAUAUUUGCAUGAUUUAGCUUAUUAAUUUAUAAUUAAUUCAUCAACGUUUGCUUCAUUCAUGUGACCGACCAAUACCUCACGAGGCUUCUUCUCGCUAAGCUGAGACCUUGAAACUGAGAUUUUCGUUCUCAAAAGAAGGGUCUUAGGCGUACUGCCAAAUUGUAGAUACUGAGGAUUCGUUCAAUCAGUCACUUGCAUGAAAACAGAAAACGGUUAUUAGAAAAGCACCAACACAAAAUCUUCCAUCACAGUUCUCUCCCAGACUCAUGGAUAAAAAGUUUGGAGUGUAGCAUAAGGUAACCAGUCUAUCUAGUAUGCAUAAUUAGUACAGUCCACAAUCAAAGGCGAUUUACUAGAAUUUGUUUAAUUUUGGAGUAUAGGCUCGACCAAUUAUGUAUCAAAGAUAUCUUAAAUCAGUUUUUUGUGUUUUUCUGCAGUGCGUAUGCGGUAGGCUAUGUAUUGUAUAACAGUAUUGUAUAACGGUGCAAUCAUUAUUUUCAUUCAGGUAUGUAUAAGCUCUAAUAUGCGUGUCAACUCGGUAUCGACUACGGCGUUCAUGACUGCCAGUGUUGUGGUAAGCCCUAGCUAGGGCCCUAUAAAAUCAUAUUUUUUUUGCCUGAUUCAGUUUAGUUUUUUCCAGGUUUUCGUUUCCCCCCCAAUUUUUAUCAGGUUUUCGCUGUCAAAAUCACACUUUUUAUUUGUUGGAAAAACAAUACAAUUUGAUGUUCUAAGUCCACAACAAUGCUUAAACCACAUCAGGGGACCACUAUUUUUUAUCAUGUAGAUUUUUGGGUGUAGUUACAAGUGUGCACCAGCAAGAUAUAUUUUUUUUCUUUAGCGAUGUUUCUGUAGUGCUCAUGUGAUUGCAGAGUUUGCAAAACAAAUGGCCACUAGAUUGAUGCAAAAAAUCAUGACAUAAUUCUGCCAGGUAGGCUGCUUUGUAACAUUUAAUUGAAGGUUUUUGGGAAAGCCUUUCAAUCUCUACCAUUAGCAUAAUCGCUAACGGUAACGGCUACACAAAGUGUAGACAUACACACACGCAAACAGACGGGGAUUCCUGUGCCGUUUCAGAAAGUUGCAGGAAAAUACGAAUCACUGAUACAUUUUGUUCAUGUCUUAUGAUAACUUGGACAAAUUAAUGCAUUUUCUAAUAAGUUCAAUACAUUUAGUUGAUUUCCUGCUAAAUUCAAUAAAUGUUUGAAUAUUGUUGAAUUCCGGUUUAAUGUCUGGAUUCCGUCUACAUUCUCCUCAAUGCAGAUUUUAUAGGGCCCGAAUUAGGGAAUGUCAGACUUUGUGGUGCCUUUACCUUAAAAAAAAAUAUAUAUUUUUUUACUCCAUCAGGCCUUUUUAGAUCUGAAAAAAAACAUUGAUGAUGUACUUGAUACACUGGCUCAACAUUUUUAUUUAAUCAGCGUUGAAAUUAUGACUUCAUUUGAUCUUUGAUAUUUAAGGAAGCCUCACUCAAUUUCUCCCUAAUCUGCAUCUCACUGGAGGGAACUUGACAUUUUUAUUUGCUGUCAAUCAAAAAAUGGUGUACUUUAUUAUGCUAGCUAUCAUACCAAGAUAUGUAUUCUUGAACAUUAUUGUUCCUAUGAGAGGUGUAUCAGACUUGCCUAAAAGCCACCAGUACCUUUUUUAAGGUGCAUGUUUCAAACAGCCUUUUAUGUUACGUAAUCUAAAUCUCCUGCCAGGCUAGUGUUUGUAGUAUAGUGAUUUUGUCUGGAGUGGGGACUGAGUGAGGGGCCUGAGGUUGUGUUUGGAGCUGCAGUGAGCUGUCCAUGGACCCUAAGCGGCUGAGCCGUGCUCUGGCAACACCAUGCCUGUCGCCUGCAGGUCGCAGAAAGCAAUAGUUGAUGUCACCUUCGAUGUUGUGCACAUGUAACAUUCAUGCUGAAUGAGAAGCCUUGUUAUUUCCAAUGAAGGCAGGAGUGGAAGUCUACAGCCAAGGCUGGCUUCAUUCACUCCAAAAGUGCCCCUGCAUUGUGCUCCUGAAUCUUUCAUAACUCCCAUCUCUCACUUGAAGUCAUGACCAUUCAUAACAUUGGUGGCAGUGGUAUUAUGUACUUCUACUGUCCUAAUACUUUCUCAUCUCUCUUCAGUUGUACAAGGGACGCAUUAACGCUACCAGCCAUGUGAUCCAGCACCCCAUGUACGGAGCAGGGCACAAGUACCGCACCCUCCACCUUCCCAUAUCCACCACCCUCGCUGAUGUCCUGGACCGGGUGUCGGGUACGUCUGCUGCACCUACCCAACCUGUAACAUCAAUGCGGAAGAGCGUCCCACAAUAUUAGCUUUAAAGCAGGUGUAGAUAGCUCUCUGAUCAAUGGCUACGGAGUGGAUCAGCUGGUGCUAACUGUGUUUAGAGAGAACGUCAGUACAAACGUAGUUACACUUAGUGGCACGCCAGUCUCCUUUUCACCUCAUUUAACAUCACAUUUUAUACUGAACAGAAAUAUAAACGCAACAUGCAACAAUUUAAAUGAUUUUACUGAGUUACAGUUCAUAAAGGAAAUCAGUCAAUUGAAAUAAAUGUAUAAGGCCCUAAUCUAUGGAUUUCACAUGAAUGGGCAAGGGUGCAGCCAUGGAUGGGCCUGGGAGGGCAUAGGCCCACCCACUUGGCAGCCAUGCCCACCCACUGGAGAGCCAGGCCCAGCUAAUCAUUAUGAUUUUUUCCUCACAAAAGGGAUUUAUUAAAGACAUAAAUACUCCUCAGCACCCCCCAUCAGACGAUCCCACAGGUGAAGAAGCCGGAUGUGGAGGUCCUGGGCUGACGUGGUUACACAUGGUCUGCGGUUGUGAGGCCUGUUGGAUGUACUGCCAAAUUCUUUAAAACUACGUAGAGAAAUUAACAUUCAGCUCUCUGGUGGACAUUCUGGCAGUUAGCAUGCCAAUUGCACGCUCCCUCAACAUUUGAGACGUGUGGCAUUGUGUUGUGUGACACAACUGCUCAUUUUAAAGUGGCCUUUUAUUGUCCCCAGCACAAGGUGCACCUGUGUAAUGAUUAUGCUGUUUAGUCAGCUUCUUCAUAUGCCACACCUGUCAGGUGGAUGGAUUAUCUUGGCAAAGGAGAAAUGCUCACUAACAGGGAUGUAAACAAAUUUGUGUGCAAAAUUUGAGAGAGAUACACUUUUUGUGCAUAUGGGACCAACACUUUACACGUUGCGUUUAUAUUUUUGUUCAGUGUACUUAACAAAAGGCACAUCUCAAUAGGUGGUCCAGGUAAGUCAUGACAUAGCACAAGUGGGGGGUGGGCCUUUCCUCUUUUGUUCUCUAUUGCUCCUCUAUUAUUCCUCAAGCAAGGGAGAGGCCGAUGACAUCAUGGAUUCCCAUCAGAUCAACUUUUUGAAUGCCCUACUCAUUGAAGUUUGCAGGUGUCUAAAAAACACUAUUUUGAUCAACUUAUUUGUUUACCCUUUAGUGUGUAUACUUUACUGUAUUUAUACUUGGGAUAUCACUUUUGAACAGUAAACUGGCACUAUGUUAGACCCACAAGUCUAACACAGUGCCAGUUAUAUGCCACACCCUCAUUCCCCUUUAAUGCACCCUGCUGGUCAACCAUAUGAUUGAAAUAGCCCUGUGCAAGCUGCUGCACUGAUUUAUUUUUAUUUAUUUGGUUUUGGCCUUUACCAGAAGCCCCAGAGUUAUGUAAGAAGCACUGAAUCCAAUUUUUUCUUGUGCUCUAUUAAAUAACUACUCCAUUUCCUAAAAUAGUAAUUGGGCCCUGUCUAUAAACUAACCUGGCCUGUCCCCUUCUCCUUAGGGGGAUGAUGUCCACACCUAUAAUCUCAGGCGCUACCCAAAAUUCUUACUUGCAGGUUCCUAAUCGACAAUGCAACAAUAAGAAAUAAUAAAAGAAAAGACUACGAACAUAAAGUAAAUGGCUCAGUAGAUUUGUUUUGUUUUGCGUAAGGUAAUACAGGAAGGCACAAUUUAUAGUCCAAUAUUUACAUGUGCAAGGGAGCACAGCAGAGACCGCUGCAAACAGCUAGCGCUAGCCAGGGGUCUUGUUAAAGGAGCCUGCUGUUAGUUGCCCUUGGAAUUGCUAAUGCCAGAUUAUCUGCUAUCAAGCCCAUUUUAUCUGAAAUCUCAGGGAAUGGAGGACUGAGAUGGGCAAGCUAGAUGUCAGCUGAUUGCAUCUGUAGUUGUUUGCAUAGCGUUGUUCGCGCACACAUUAGGGUUGAUGUCAAUACUAAAGCUCGACCGAAAUGGGAUUUUUUAUCCGAUUCCUAUUUUAGAGUGGAAAUAUUAGCCGAUAACUGAUAAAUCUGCCGCGGGACUUGUCAGGGAGUAGUCCAAACUCACGUUUUUGACAACGUGAGUUUGUCGUUGUUUUCCAGCUGGCUAGCAUAAGGCAGCUCAGUUUUCAGAGGCUAAUUUUUAGCUGGAAUCAGUGAAGUUUAUCCUCCUUUCACUACAGUAACAGUUUUUCCCCAUGAAAAAAAUAUUGUCUUUCUGGUGCUCCUACAUUUUAUGUGGUGCUUACAUUAAUGUGCUUUCCUCAAAAUUAUGUUGGUAAGCAGUUUAUAAUAGCAAUAAGGUACCUCAGGGUUUUGUUAGCAUAUACCCAUGCUAAGGUAUAUUGGCCAUAUACCACACCACCUCAGGCCUUAUUGCUUUAUAAACUGCUUACCAACAUAAUUAGACCAGUAAAUAGUAAAUAUUUUCAUGCCCAUGGUAUACGUUCUGAUAUACCACGGCUAUUAAAUAUAACACACCAGAUUUUGCGGGCUUCCCUAAAGGGCUGUAACGUUACCACAGAGUUGAACGUUCUUAGCACGGCACUUGCUUUACAUUUAGGCCUAGCAUCCGUUGUUUGUCACGACACCCAUGACACUUCACUUAACAGUAUAUGACACUUUAUUGAGCUGGAAAGCUUCUAUCUACUCAGCGCUCACCGUAGAAGCACUAACAGUUAGUUCACAGUAGUUCAUUCUCCUCUCCGACUGGUUUAGUUGCGUUGGGACAUAGUGUCCAGUAUUGCUGUAGCACGUCAAGGCAAGAUAGGCUUAUAGCCAUGUAAAAAAUAGCCCGCUUUUUUUCAGAGUGUUUUCUCCAUCUCAUAUCGGUCCUUUUUGGUGAAUUUAAACGCUGAUACAAAUAAAUCUGUAACAAACUAAUCGGCCGAUUUAAUACCGGUCAACCGAUAAAUCGUUCGGGCUCUAGUCAAUACUUGUGUGCACGUGGCUAGUUGCCCACUGUAUAUUAUGACAAUUAGCAUCUACUCUUUCACACAAGUGGCUUUGAUGGCUUGUUGCCGGAGGGUGGCUCUAACGUGCCCCAUGCGCCCUCCCUCUUUCAGACACCCCCAGCAUCACAGCCAAGCUGAUCAAUGAGCAGAAAGAGGACAAGGAGAAGAAGAAUCAUGAGGAGAAGAUGAAGACCGACAGCGGUUUCCAGGACAACUACAGUGUCGUCGUGGCCUCAGGUACACGUUUGGCCGCCGCCUCCUCACAAACCCUCACUGCAUCCCUUCCCUCCCAAGCCUGCCAAUCAUUGUGGCUUAGCAGGAAUAGAUUAAUUAAUUGAUUCUAAAGCACCAAUUAGAGGGCAGGGAUUGUUUUGCUGAAAGCUGGGCUUCCAGCCCUAUGUUGAGCUCCUGCACCGAAUGUAAAUGAAUGUAAACGAUUGGUCUACUUGUAUAUGGAAAAAAGUCCUUGAAUAAAUAGAAAAAUUGGCUAAAUAUCCCAAAUGUAAUCAAGUAUUUAGCUUAAAAUAUUUACAUAGUGUUUGAUAAGAAGCACUAGCCAGAAGUGCACACCUCUGGAAUCACAUUCAUUAGCAUGUAAAAGUCAAUUUUACAUGUUAAAAUGACUGGAGUGUGUUUCCCUUUCAGGCUUGAAGUCCCAGUCGAAGAGAGCCCUGUCAACCCCUCCCCGUCCCCCUUCGCGGAGGGGCCGUGUGAUGAGCGACAAGCUGACAGCCGCCUCAGGUGUGGACCCCUCUGCCAAAACUCUCAGCGUGCCUGUCUUCCACCUCUACCACAAGCUGCUACCAGGUACUGUGUACACACACACAGCUCCCCUCCUCUCUCCAGCACCCCCCCCUCCGCCAAGUGAAGCCUAUUCAUCCGACGAAGCAAAUUCAUUGAGCCAGUGUGCCGGAGUGUCCUUUGGCUUGUUCUAGUCUGUAGUGCUGUGACCCUGGGGUGUCAAGGGAAACGGAAGUAGCCUUAGUUGGAACAGCUCAUAGGAGUAGCAGCCUAUCUCCUGUUUCUGUAGAGUGAGGCAGCUUGAUGUACAAGUACACCCCCAAUCUAUCUCCUUAAUUCUGAGUGUCGAGCAGAGACUCAUCGGGUCCCAUUUUUACAGUCUUUGGUAUGACUCGGCCGAGGAUCGAACUCACAACCGAAUCUCAUGGCGGACACUAAUCACAAAGCCACUGAGUUGGUAAACGUGCCUAUGUUUAUCCAGCGGUUGAUACUUUAGACAUUGUCAGUACUGAAAAUCACAGCCAGCAAGAUCCAAGUUUUACCUAACUCUGGGAAGAUAAGCAAAGACAUGAUCAGACCUUCGUUUGCAAAGAUAAACAUUUACUGUGGGCAAAAGCAGCACUCCAUACAUGAUGUCUUGUCUUCACAUGUAGUCAUUGUUAUAUAGGUCACUAGCCCUCAUGUCACGUGUUUUCUGUCCCUCUGGGCCUGGUAGUGUGACGAGAGUGACCACAAGGCUUUGGUUCCUUACUGUGAAUGCUGUGUCUCGUCCCUCCACCCCCCUUCAGGUCAGCCCCUGCCGGCAGAGAUGACACUGGCCCAGCUGUUGACCCUGCUUUACGACCGCAAGCUACCCCAGGGCUACCACUCAAUCGACUUGACCGUCAAGCUGGGUUCCAAGGUCAUCUCCGACCCCGGCCUCUCGAAGACUGACUCCUUCAAACGGCUCCGCACAGAGAAAGGUAUGGCAGAGCACGCACGUACACACUAGACAUACAAUCGCACACUUGCAUUCAGACAUACACUACAUGACCAAAACUAUGUGGACACCUGCUUGUCCAACAUCUCAUUCCAAAAUCUUGGACAUUAAUAUGGAGUUGGUCCCCCCUUUGCUGCUAUAACAGUCCCUACUCUUUUGGGAAGGCUUUCCACUAGAUGAUGGAACAUUGCUGUAGGGACUUGCUUCCAUUCAGCCACAAUAGCAUUAGUGAGGUCGGGCACUGAUGUUGGGCGAUUAGGCCUGGCUCGCUGUCGGUGUUCCAAUUCAUCCCAAAGGUGUUCGAUGGGGUUGAGGUCAGGGCUCUGUGCAGGCCAGUCAAGUUCUUCCAAAUCGAUCUCGACAAACCAUUUCUGUAUGGACCUCGCUUUGUGCACAGGGGCAUUGUCAUGCUAAAACAGGAAAGGGCCUUCCCCAAACUGUUGCUACAAAAUUGGAAGCACAGAAUCGUCUAGAAUGUCAUUGUCAUUAUUCCUCCUCCACCAAACGUUACUGUUGGCACUAUGUAUUGGUGCAGGUAGCGUUCUCCUGGUAUCCGCCAAACCCAGAUUACUUAGUCGAACUGCUAGAUGGUGAAGCGUGAUUCAUCACUCCAGAGAACAUGUUUCCACUGCUUCAGAGUCCAAUGGCAGUGAGCUUUACACCACUCCAGGCGACGCUUGGCAUUGCGCAUGGUGAUCUUAGGCUUGUGUGCGGCCGACUCUCCCGACGAACAGUUCUUGUGGUGACUUUGCUUCCAGAGGCAGUUUAACUCGGCAGUGACUGUUGCAACUGAGGACAGACCAUUUUUACGUGCUUCAGCACUCAGCUGUCCCAUUCUGUGAGCUUGUGUGGCCUAUCACUUCGCGGCUGAGCCGUUGUUGCUCCUAGACGUUUCCACUUCUCAAUAACAGCACUUACAGUUGACCGGGGCAGCUCUAGCAGGGCAGAAAUUUGACGAACUGACUUGUUGGAAAGGUGGAUUCCUAUGUUGGUGCCAUGUUAAAAAUCACUGAGCACUUCAGUAAGGCCAUUCUACUGCCAAUGUUUGUCUAUGGAGAUUGCAUGGCUGUGUGCUCGAUUUGUAUACACCUGUCAGCAACGGGUGUGGCUGAAAUAGCAGAAUCCACUAAUUUGAAGGGGUGUCCACAUACUUUUAUUUAUAUAUAUAUAUAUAUAUAUAUAUAUCCCUCUGUCUGACAUUUGUCCUCUUGCUAUGUAGUUAGUGUGUAAAGUGAGCCCAAACCGCUCUCUCCAUGGGUCCCCUGACAGCCCAUUCCACAGAGGGAUUAAUGGCUCUCCCCCUCCACUGCCAUCCAUUUCUCUGUCUGAGCGCUGGGCCUCAGUCUCCUGAGAUGUCAUCAGGUGCCAUUACCAUUCUGUGUAACAGGUGGCCCAGUGUGAGAUGUGCAUUUUCAAAAUGGCACCAACACAGUCACUGCGCUUUUUCACUGUUGAGUAAUGGGGCUAAGGGAGCAAGUGUGUAUCCAUUUCUACAAUGAUGCUGUUGGCCUUCUCUCGCUCUUGGGCCGGGGUUCACUUCAGAUAGAAAGCUAUUAUGUUAUGAUCAUAAAUUGGCCAUGUUGACUACAAUGUAAGAGAAAGAUGGAAGGAGGCUUGAAAAUGGUGUGGGUGCCUCUUAAUGGCUUUAGCUGUAAUAAAUGCAGGCCAGUGCCUUCAGUCUUGUUCCAUCAAGUUCCGUUAGAAUCUAAUGGAGUUAUUUUGGACCCCGCUUUUAUCACCUAUUACCUCGCGUUCCUGCUUCGAAAGAAAAGCUCUGAUGGUUGAAAGCUCCCAGAGCGAUCUGACUCAUGACCACCCAAUCAGAUUCCGCCCUCUACUUUUAAACUCGACUUGUUCACAAAGCUGUUUUAGCCCCUUGACGUUGUGGAAACAUUUAUACAAGAUUCAUGUCCUCUGUUAAUGUCACUUUAACAUCUAUAUGAGAUUCAUGUCUUGUAUAGAUUUAAACUAACGUACUACGCUCCAUGUAAUGGUUUUAUGUGGUGUGGUAAAUGUUAUUACGGUCACCCUUUCAGGAUUGCGUUAGAACAGUAUUUUAGGGGUGAUGUACUAUAUUUAGCUGCAAGGGGUGACGUAGUGAAGCUGAACUAAUAGCUGACAAAGCGACUCCAAGUUAAGGUGUUUGCUCUUACUAAUGUGUGAAGACAAGUGUAGUCCAAACUAAUCUGAUUAAAAAAAUCCACUUUACCCUAUGAUUCCAUACGAGUCACUCGAAUCAGGGCUAAAUCCCAUGUAGUUUCCACUGGCUCUGCAGUGAGACAUUGUUUGCAGUAAGAUAUUGUUUGCUUUAUACAGAAACCCACUUUAGUGCUUUUUUUUCUCUCUUACUGCAGGCUUGUUUUGCCAUUGUAAAGAGAGCCCAUGCUUGGUAGCACUGCUACAAAGCCCAGUGCCGGUCUCUCUGUCAGUGUGGAUGUUGAUUCUCCCCAGUGGCAGUUCACAGCCUGUAUGCUGCCCCUGGGGCUAAUUGUUAACACUAGCAGCCACCACCUACAGUCCAAGCAGUGGAGGGCAUCAACUCCUCCCUGCAAUGCACCCUCUUCUUCCACACCUCAGUCCUAUCUGUCAGUCACACAGGAUGACUUGUCCAUCCCCCUGUUGGGUGAGAUAUUUUAAAAGGCAAUGACUGUCAAUCUGAUCUGCCACCCUACUCCUAGAACAGUAGGCUGUUGUUAGUGGUUACACAAGAUGGGAGGCCGGUGACCUGCAUGUUAUCUGCUAAUGAAAGUCUGUCCAGCUCCAAACCCGUUAAACCAAUACUGUUUUCAGCCAGACACUAACCACCUGAUUAGGUCAAUCAUUGUCUUCAUCGAACCAAUUUAGUUUCACCGCCGCACUCUCAGAGUUCAGAUAAUUAGUUGAGGUGUAUAGAUUAGAAACUGCCUGGAGCAGGCUGAAGCCUGCCAACGCUAUAUAUUCAGCACCACUGCUUUCAUCUCUGGUCUGGGGUAAAGGAGCACUUCAUGGUAAAGGGUAUUGUUCAGUGGAUACACAUUUUCAACAUGAGGUUGUGGCGCAUCUUUAAUUGUUUUUGACAAACCUCGGCCCCAUUGCUCUUUGUGCUUAACUACAUACUUGACUGUGCAGUAAAAUGCAUGUCUGACAACACUUACUUCAUAGCUCACCUACAACUUCCCCAAAUAGCUUCCGAUACCGUCACUUCCCAAAACAAAUAAUUCAGGAAUCUUUUGUCUCGAGACUCAUUGAGGCUGAUAAAUGGGGAGGAGAGCAGUGACCUUCACUAACAGUCCUGCGAGAGAGAGAGAGAGAGAGAGAGAGAGAGAGAGGGAGGGGGGGUGAAAUGGGGAGAGAUCUCUUAAACCUGCGCGGAGGCUUUGACCAGGGGGAGCUUUACAUAAUCCAUUUACCAGGCUCAGCCCCACUAACUGCCAUCCACUGAACUGAAGACGGGUACAUGGAGAGAUCUAGCCCCAGCCCCCUUAAAAGCCUUCAACUUCCGCAAAUAGGCCAGGCCUUUUAGAGCUAAAUGGGUUUUGUCCCUCUAACCAUUUUUAGGUUUCUAGGUCUACUCCAUAGAGAUAGAUAGAGAACUCUAGUGCCCAAAAGCCCUUUUUAGCAUGGGCAGCACCGUUGAGGACUUUCACCAUUUUGAAGUAGUUAACUGGGUGGGACUUCAUAUGGCAGGGAUCAACUAGAUUCAGCCGCAGGCCGUUUUUCUUCUUCUUGAGCGGAUCGUUGGGGGGCCGGAAUAUAAUUACACAUUUGUAGACUGCAAGUUGACCGCAAGAAGCCCAAAUAUGCAGUGCCUUCGGAAAAUGUUCAGUCCCCUUGACUUUUUCCACAUUUUGUUAGGUUACACCCUUAAUCUAAAAUGUAUUCAAUUGUUUAUUUUCCUUAUCAAUCUACACACAAUACCCCAUAAUGACAAAGCAAAAACAGGUUUUUAGACAUUUUUGCUAAUUUAUAAAAAAAAUAAUAAACUGAAAUAUCACAUUUACAUAACUAUUCAGACCAUUUACUCAGUACUUUGUUGAAGCACCUUUGGCAGCGAUUACUGCCUCGAGUCUUCUUGGGUAUGACGCUACAAGCUUGGCACACCUGUAUUUGGGGAGUUUCUCCCAUUCUUCUCUGCAGAUCCUCGCAAGCUCUGUCAGGUUGGAUGGGGAUGUCGCUGCACAGCUAUUUUCAGGUCUCUCCAGAGAUGUUCGAUCAGGUUCAAGUCCCUUCUCUGGCUGGGCCACUCAAGGACAUUCAGAGACUUGUCCCGAAGCCACUCCUGCGUUGUCUUGGCUGUGUGCUUAGGGUCGUUGUCCUCUUGGAAGGUGAACCUUCGCCCCAGUCUGAGGUCCUGAGCACUCUGGAGCAGGUUUUCAUCAAGGAUCUCUCUGUACUUUGCUCCGUUCAUCUUUGCCUUGAUCCUGACUAUUGUCCCAGUCCCUGCCGCUGAAGAACAUCCCCACAGCAUGAUGCUGCCACCACCAUGCUUCACCGUAGGGAUGGUGCCAGGUUUCCUCCAGACGUGACGCUUGGCAUUCAGGCCAAGGAGUUCAAUCUUGGUUUCAUCAGACUAGAGAAUCUUGUUUCAUGUUCUGAGAGUCUUUAGGUGCCUUUUGGCAAACUCCAAGGGGGCUGUCGUGCCUUUUACUGAGGAGUGGCUUCCGUCUGGCCACUCUACCAUAAAGGCCUGAUUGGUGGAGUGCUGCAGAGAUGGUUGUCCUUCUGGAAGGUUCUCCCAUCUCCACAGAGGAGCUCUGUCAGAAUGACCUUGGGUUCUUGGUCACCUCCCUGACCAAGGCCCUUCUCCCCCGAUUGCUCAGUUUGGCCGGGCGGCCAGCUCUAGGAAGAGUCUUGGUAGUUCCAAACUUCUUCCAUUUAAGAAUGAUGGAGGCCACUGUGUUCUUGUGGACCUUCCAAUGCUGCAGAAAUGAUUUGGUACCCUUCCCCAGAUCUGUGCCUCGACACAAUCCUGUCUCGGAGCUCUGCGGACAAUUCCUUCAACCUCAUGGCUUGGUUUUUGCUCUGACAUGCACUGUCAACUGUGGGACCUUAUAUAGACAGGUGUGUGCCUUUCCAAAUCAUGUCCAAUCAAUUGAAUUUACCACAGGUGGACUACAAUCAAGUUGUAGAAACAUCUCAAGGAUGAUCAAUGGAAACAGGAUGCAUCUGAAUUCAGUUUCGAGUCUCAUAGCAAAGGGUCUGAAUACUUAUGUAAAUAAGGUAUUUCUUUUUUAUUUUCAAUAAAUUUGUAAACAUUUCUAAAAACCUGUUUUGGCUUUGUCAUUAUGGGGUAUUGUGUGUAUUUUACUGAGGAUGUUUUAUUUAAUCCAUUUUAGAUUUAGGCUAUAAUGUAACAAAAUGUGGAAAAGGUCAAGGGGUCUGAAUACUUUCCGAAGGCACUGUAUAUAAUAUUUGACUAAAACAUAUUUUCAAAGCUUGCUUACAUUUGCAGUGGUGGAAAAAGUACCCAAUUGUCAUACUUGAGUAAAAGUAAACAUACCUAAAUAGAAAAUGACUCAAGUUAAAGUCACCCAGUAAAAUACUGCUUGUGUAAAAGUCUAAAAGUAUUGGGUUUUAAAUAUAUAAGUAUCAAAAGUAUAAAUAAUUUCACCUUCCUUAUAUUAAGCUGUAAAAAAUAAAGAAAAACCCUUGAAUGAGUAGGUGUCAACUUUUGACUGGUAGUGUAUAUAUUUUUUUUUUCCCGGUGAGUCAGGGGAACACUAAUACGCAGACAUAAUUUACAAACGAAGCAUUUGUGUUCAGAUCAGAGGCAUUAGGGAUGACCAGGGAUGUUCUCUUGAUAAGUGUGUGAAUUGGACACCUUUUCUGUCCUGCUAAGCAUUCAAAAUGUAACUAGUACUUUUGGGAGUCAUGUAUGGAGUAAAAAGUUAAUUAUUUUCUUUAGGACUGUGGUGGAGUAGAAGUAGUCAAAAAUAUAAAUAGAAAGUACAGAUGCGCCAAAAACUACUUAAGUAGUACAUUGAAGACGAUUUUGUGUCACUCUUAUGCGUGUGAAUAAAUGUCCAAAAUUAAAAUCACUUGGAGCUUAUUUCGUGGUGUUUUUAGUCUUAUGUCCAACAAUAAAAAUCCCCUCUCCCCCAAAAUGUUUUAUUUUUUGCUCAGAAAACUUGGGGGGCCAAAUUCGGUCCGCACACCGCCAGUUGGGGAACCAUGUCAUAUGGGUUAAGGAAGGAUCACAUAAUUCCAUCCAGGUCACCAGGCGGGACCAGUCAAUGAAUUAUACUCCUGAGGAAACAUUCCGUAACUGCAGGUGGCAGUAAAUCACCAACCUUGGCUUUUUAUACCUGUUCAAACAACACACUCUAGGUGGCAGUGUGCACCAUUUCAGUUUGUUUGCCAACUCAUAGAAGUAGUAGAAGAAGAACAUUGACUACGCCAUAAUGGGACAGAGACACUGAUGUUAUGUUUAUCUAAGUCGAUGGCCUACCCUUGAUUUAUCACUUGGAACUCUCUGUAAAAUAGGCCUAUGUUUGUUCUUGAGCAGAACUAUAGAAUUCCUUGUCGUUCACAAUUUGUUAUCUUUCUCGCAGAUCUUAUCUGAUAUGCUCCCCUGAAGUCUAAUGAUACCCUUUUUCCCUUGCCUUUUUGGUUGCAUUUGAAAUGUAACCAUAACUCACUGGGAUGAUGUUAAGAUAUUAUCUGGGUAGCCCAGUCUCUUCUUGCGGCCUGCCGUCUAAAGGGAUUUUCCCCCUCCUCCUUGUAGUGAAUAAAAAAAUCACGAGGGUUGUGACUAAUAGGGUUUGUAACAGGCCCGUUCUGUCUGGAAUUCCAAAUCAGGAUUAGACGUGAUGGAGAGGGAACCGCUCAUCUUUCAGUAGCAAUUAAUCAUUUAUUUUAUUUUCUUCUCCAGGAGGGAUGAUGUGCAGCUUUUUGUAGAUGACCUAUCAAUCGACUGGGGCUUCAUAUCGUCAUAAAACAGGCCGGCCGUGCCGCAGAAUGAAAAUGAUAAUGGGGAGCUAUUUUUACCCUCCGUUCCAUUUUGUUUUUAUUUUGUCUACAGAACCACACCCCUGACGUGCAAACAAGGACAAGUAGUCUGUGCCCUUGAUUCUGUUUUAAUCAGUGUGCACUUCAUCUGGUAGUGGCACAUCCCUUUUUCCAAGUGCAACCAUUAGCCCAUAUUUACACAUUCACAUAUAAAAAUUGAAAUGGGACUCAUCCCCUUACAGUUGAAGUCGGAAGUUUACAUACACCUUAGCCAAAAACAUUUAAACUCAGUUUUUCACAAUUCCUGACAUUUAAUCCUAGUAAAAAUUCCCUGUCUUAGGUCAGUUAGGAUCACCACUUUAUUUUAAGAAUGUGAAAUGUCAGAAUAAUAGUAGAGAGAAUUAUUUAUUUCAGCUUUCAUUUCUUUCAUCACAUUCCCAGUGGGUCAGAAGUUUACAUACACUCAAUUAGUAUUUGGUAGCAUUGCCUUUAAAUUGUUUAACUUGGGUCAAACGUUUCGGGUAGCCUUCCACAAGCUUCCCACAAUAAGUUGGGUGAAUUUUGGCCCAUUCCUCCUGACAGAGCUGGAGUAACUGAGUCAGGUUUGUAGGCCUCCUUGCUUGCACACGCCUUUUCAGUUCUGCCCACAAAUGUUCUAUAGGAUUGAGGUCAGGGCUUUGUGAUGGCCACUCCAAUACCUUGACUUUGUUGUCCUUAAGCCAUUUUGCCACAACUUUGGAAGUAUGCUUGGGGUCAUUGUCCAUUUGGAAGACCCAUUUGCAACCAAGCUUUAACUUCCUGACUGAUGUCUUGAGAUGUUGCUUCAAUAUAUCCACAUAAUUUUCCUUACUCGUGAUGCCAUCUAUUUUGUGAAGUGCACCAGUCCCUCCUGCAGCAAAGCACCCCCACAGCAUGAUGCUGCCACCCCCGUGCUUCACGGUUGGGAUGGUGUUCUUCGGCUUGCAAGCGUUCCCCUUUUUCCUCCAAACAUAACGAUGGUCAUUAUGGCCAAACAGUUCUAUUUUUGUUUCAUCAGACCAGAGGACAUUUCUCCAAAAAGUAAGAUCUUUGUCCCCAUGUGCAGUUGCAAACCGUAGUCUGGCUUUUUUAUGGCGGUUUUGGAGCAGUGGCUUCUUCCUUGCUGAGUAGCCUUUCAGGUUAUGUCGAUAUAGGACUAGUUUUACUGUAGAUAUAGAUACUUUUGUACCUGUUUCCUCCAGCAUCUUCACAUGGUCCUUUGCUGCUAUUCUGGGAAUUAUUUGCACUUUUCGCACCAAAGUACGUUCAUCUCUAGGAGACAGAACGCGUCUCCUUCCUGAGCGGUAUGACGGCUGCGUGGUCCCAUGGUGUUUAUACUUGCGUACUAUUGUUUGUACAGAUGUACGUGGUACCUUCAGGCGUUUGGAAAUUGCUCCCAAGGAUGAACCAGACUUGUGGAGGUCUACCAUUUUUUUUUCUGAGGUCUUGGCUGAUUUAUUUUGAUUUUCCCAUGAUGUCAUGCAAAGAGGCACUGAGUUUGAAGGUAGGCCUUGAAAUACAUCCACAGGUACACCUCCAAUUGACUCAAAUUAUGUAAAUUGCCUCUCAGAAGCUUCUAAAGCCAUGACAUAAUUUUCUAGAAUUUUCCAACCUGUUUAAAGGCACAGUCAACUUAGUGUAUGUAAACUUCUGACCCACUGGAAUUGUGAUACAGUGAAUUAUAAGUGAAAUAAUCUGUCUGUAAACAAUUGUUGGAAAAAUUACUUGUCAUGCACAAAGUAGAUGUCCUAACCGACUUGCCAAAACUAUAGUUUGUUAACAAGAAAUGUGUGGAGUGGUUGAAAAACGAGUUUUAAUGACUCCAACCUAAGUGUAUGUAAACUUCCGACUUCAACUGUAUGUCUGGAAAACUGGUGCCAGUUUCUUCUCUCUCUCUUCUUGGUUGCUUGAACUUGAUAAAUGAAUAGUGAUAGUUCUGUUUUUUUUCCCCCUCUCUCAAUCUUCUAAUGAGGGAUGAGUUAUGAGAAAUUAUUUAUCUCAUUAGGUGUCUGAGAUGUAAACGAUGUUCCUCUUUGCAGGGCAUCCCAUUAUUUACUUGUCAUGAUUGGUUGAGUGCGGCACACAGAAGAACACAAGCCACAUAGAAAAUACAUAGUGUCAGUGAGAACCCUCUUCUGCUUUUCCCUCCUCCAGUGGAACACUGUGACAUGCUGAGUAGCUGUCCAGAGGACGAGCCCAUGACCCCGGGAGACGAGUGUUUGGACGCAGCCAUCGAUGAGUCCCUGCUCGAGACCAACCCCAUCCAGUCGCCCCUGCAGGUGUUUGCAGGCAUGGGUGGUCUGGCCCUGAUCGCUGAGAGGCUGCCAAUGCUCUACCCAGACAUCAUCCAACAGGUUUGGCUGCUUCAUAACUAACUAAUACCAGCACCAGUAAAAUACCACUUUCACAACUUGCUUAAUUGGGGAGUUAUUUAAUUGUAGUCCUACAAUGUUAAGCCAAUUUUCUAGAUAUUAUGUUUAGAUAUAGCAUAUAAUUUAGAGCCCAAUACUUAAGAAAUUCAAGCUACCUUUGCUACAUAGAAAGUCCAAUGCAGAUCUGAAGUUGCCAAGGUAGUGUCGUGUCUCUUCUCUGGGUUCAGCCUGUUGAGAGGCAUGGCAAGUCACUGUUUGCCAUUCAGUUUAAAUCCGUAUUUGUCUCUUCUGGGCUCCCCCGGUGCUACAUUAUUCCUCCUAAAUGAAAGUAAAUUGAUACUUUAAACGGUAAUUGAGAGCACGUAGCGACAAGGUGACUAGCUGGAAUGGCUUCUGAGAGCUGCCAGAUACUAAAUCUGUUUUGUUUUGUUAUUUUCUCCCCCCUUCCAAAUUGUUGCAGCGAAUUGAAUUAUUCAGGCAGUCUCCCAGAGCUACUGGUGGUUUGAAGCAGACGCCCCAUGAGGGCUACCAAGUGAGAUGAUUUGUUUUGUACUUAGCAUUGUGAUGAAUAUGAAGCAUAUACAUGAUUGGUCAUUGAUUGGUUGACCAUAUCCCCCUCUCAACAAUAUAUUACAUGAUUCUGCAUUAGUUUAACCCUUUGUAUGCCUCUGGAUAGUGUUUUUAGAGCACGCUCUUAAGGUUUUGAAUAAUUGAAGUGUUAUGCUCUCAUCCUGAGUGUGACUGUUAGCAAAGUAAACUUAAGGCAUCGAUGCAGGUGAGGCUUUUCUGUUUACCCAAUACUGACCCUGUGUAGGGUUUUCUGAUGGGUUAGCCAAACAGCCCAGGUCUGUAUCUUUUGUCCCACUCAUGUUUAGCUGUUUACUUACAGCACAUCUUGUUCCUGGAGAUCCAUUCUGGCUUUUAGUGCAGCUAAGCUUGAAUUGAUUACAUUGAUCACAACUAAGCACAAAAUAACUUUGUUUCUCUGCAGUGCUGCAGCUCUGAUACUUGCCUUCAUCUUAAGAACACUGGACACAACAAAAAAAAAACACUCACUGUAACAGGGGCCCAAACGUUGUGAGGGCUGGUACAGUGCCUUCAAAAUGUUUUCACACCCCUUGACUUUUUCCACAUUUUGUUGUGUUACAGCCUGAAUUUAACAUUGAUAAAAUUUAGAUUUGUUUUUCACUGGCCUACACAUUACCCCAUAAUGUCAAAGUGGAAUUAUUUUUAGAUAUUUGUACAAAUUAAUAAAAAGGAAAAGCUGAAAUGUCUUAAGUCAGUAAGUAUUCAACCCCUUUGUUAUGGCAAGCCUAAAUACGUUCGGGAGUAAAAAUGUGCUUAACAAGUCACAUAUAUUGCAUGGACUCUGUGUGCAAUAAUAGUGUUUACCAUGAUUUUUGAAUGACUACCUCAUCUCUGUAACCCACACAUACAAUUAUCUGUAAGGUCCCUCAGUCGAGCAGUGAAUUCAAAAACAGAUUAAACCACAAAGACCAGGGGAGGUUUUCCAAUGUAUUGGUAGAUGGGUAAAAAAACAAAACAAAAACAGACAUUGAAUGUCCCUUUGACUAUGGUGAAGUGAUUAAUUACACUUUUGGAUGGUGUAUCAAUACACCCAGUCACUACAGAGAAACAAACGUCCUUCCUAACUCAGUUACAGGAGAGGAAGGAAACUGCUCAGGGAUUUCACCAUGAGGCCAAUGGUGACUUUAAAACGGCUACAGAGUUUUAAAUGUCUGUGAUAGGAGAAAACUGAGGAUGGAUCAUCAACAUUAUAGCUACUCCACAAUACUAACCUAAUUGACGGAGUGAAAAGGAAGCCUGUACAAAUUUUUUAAAUCAAAAAUGCAUCCUGUUUGCAACAAGGCACUAAAGUAAUACUCCAAAAAUUGUGGCAAAACAAUUCACUUUUUGUCCUGAAUACAAAGUGUUGUUUUUUCUUUUUCUUAUUUUUUAGGGGGUAGAUCAGCUUUAAUAUUGCAGAUAGAUUGUAACUUCCAUCAAUAAUUGUCUGCAUCACUUCCAAUCCCCCAUGUUUUUUUUCUUCUCGCAAAUAUAUAUACACUGCUCAAGAAAAUAAAGGGAACACUUAAACAACACAUCCUAGAUCUGAAUGAAUGAAAUAAUCUUAUUAAAUACUUUUUUCUUUACAUAAUUGAAUGUGCUGACAACACAAUCACACAAAAAUUAUCAAUGGAAAUCAAAUGUAUCAACCCAUGGAGGUCUGGAUUUGGAGUCACCCUCAAAAUUAAAGUGGAAAACCACACUACAGGCUGAUCCAACUUUGAUGUAAUGUCCUUAAAACAAGUAAAAUGAGGCUCAGUAGUGUGUGUGGCCUCCAUGUGCAUGUAUGACCUCCCUACAACGCCUGGGCAUGCUCCUGAUGAGGUGGCGGAUGGUCUCCUGAGGGAUCUCCUCCCAGACCUGGACUAAAGCAUCCGCCAACUCCUGGACAGUCUGUGGUGCAAUGUGGCGUUGGUGGAUGGAGCGAGACAUGAUGUCCCAGAUGUGCUCAAUUGGAUUCAGGUCUGGGGAAUGGGCGGGCCAGUCCAUAGCAUCAAUGCCUUCCUCUUGCAGGAACUGCUGACACUCCAGCCACAUGAGGUCUAGCAUUGUCUUGCAUUAGGAGGAACCCAGGGCCAACCGCACCAGCAUAUGGUCUCAGAAGGGGUCUGAGGAUCUCAUCUCGGUACCUAAUGGCAGUCAGGCUACCUCUAGCGAGCACAUGGAGGGCUGUGCGGCCCCCCAAAGAAAUGCCACCCCACACCAUGACUGACCCACCGCCAAACCGGUCAUGCUGGAGGAUGUUGCAGGCAGCAGAACGUUCUCCACGGCGUCUCCAGACUCUGUCACGUCUGUCACGUGCUCAGUGUGAACCUGCUUUCAUCUGUGAAGAGCACAGGGCGCCAGUGGUUAAUUUGCCAAUCUUGGUGUUCUCUGGCAAAUGCCAAAUGUCCUGCACGGUGUUGGGCUGUAAGCACAACCCCCACCUGUGGACGUCGGGCCCUCAUACCACCCUCAUGGAGUCUGUUUCUGACCGUUUGAGCAGACACAUGCACAUUUGUGGCCUGCUGGAGGUCAUUUUGCAGGGCUCUUGCAGUGCUCCUCCUGCUCCUCCUCUGGAGGUAGCAGUCCUGCUGCUGGGUUGUUGCCCUCCUACGGCCUCCUCCACGUCUCCUGAUGUACUGGCCUGUCUCCUGGUAGAGCCUCCAUGCUCUGGACAUUAUGCUGACAGACACAGCAAACCUUCUUGCCACAGCUCGAAUUGAUGUGCCAUCCUGGAUGAGCUGCACUACCUGAGCUACUUAUGUGUGUUGUAGACUCCGUCUCAUGCUACCACUAGAGUGAAAGCACCGCCAGCAUUCAAAAGUGACCAAAAAAUCAGCCAGGAAGCAUAGGAACUGAGAAGUGGUCUGUGGUCACCACCUGCAGAACCACUACUUUAUUGGGGGUGUCUUGCUAAUUGCCUAUAAUUUCCACCUGUUGUCUAUUCCAUUUGCACAACAGCAUGUGACAUUUAUUGUCAAUCAGUGUUGCUUCCUAAGUGGACAGUUUGAUUUCACAGAAGUGUGAUUGACUUGGAGUUACAUUGUGUUGUUUAAGUGUUCCCUUUAUUUUUAUGAGCAGUGUGUAUGUAUAUAUAUAUAUAUAUAUCCUUUAAAAAAAUAUAUUUCCCUUUAUUACUUUCCAACCCCACCACCCCUUCCCUAAUUGGACUAAACUAGUGAACAACAGCGCUUAGGCCUCUACUUCCAGCUUAUACAUACUAUAUAAAUUUUAUGGACACAGUCAAUUUGACAAUAAUUAUAUUUUGUUUGUUUUUACUCCUGAACUUCCUUUACCCUCAACCUCCGAUCAUUUUCAUGAUGUCCAUCCGGUUUGCUUCUAUAUGCCAUAUCUUUCUAACUGUGCUCUUUCACAAAAGCUCUCAACCUAUAACUUAUAUACUUAUUAUGGACACAGUAUGCUUUACAUUAGUUAUCAGUAUGAAAAUGUAUGCACUCACUACCUGUAAGUCGCUCUGGAUAAGAGCGUCUGCUAAAUGACUAAAAAAAUAUUUAAAAAUAUAUAUAUAUCUUGUUGUUAUUAGUCCCAUCCUUCAACUUCAUUCAACACCAACCAUCUAUCUCUUAACACUACAAAGUGUUAUGUUAGGGGCAAAUCCAAUACAAGACAUUACUGAUUACCACUCUCCAUAUUUUCAAGCAUAGUGAUGGCUGCAUCAUGCUAUGGGUAUGCUUGUGAUCGUUAAGGACUGGGCAGUUUUUCUAAAUAAAAAUAAACGGAAUGGAGCCAAACACAGGCAAAUCCUAGAGGAAAACCUAGUUUAGUCUGCUUUCCACCAGACACUGGGAGAUGAAUUCACCUUUCAGCAGGACAAUAACCUAAAACACAAGGCCAGAUCUACGCUGGAGUUGCUUAUCAAGAAGACCGUGAAUGUUCCCGAGUAGCAGAGUUAGUUUUGACUUAAAUCUAUAGCAACACCUGAAAAUGGUUGUCUAGCAAUGAUCAACAACUAGUUUGACAGAGCUUGAAGAAUUUUGAAAAGAAUAAUGGGCAAAUGUUACACAAUCCCGGUGUGGAAAGCUCUUAGAGACUUACCCAGAAAGAUUCACAGCUGUAAUCGCUGCCAAAGGUGCUUCUACAAAGUAUUGACUCGCAUGUGAAUACUUAUUUAAAUGAGAUUCCUGUAUUUAAUUUUCAAUACAUUUGCUAACUUUUCUUAAAACAAGUUUUUGCUUUGUCAUUAUGGGGUAUUGUGUGUAGAUGGGUGAGGGAAAAAAAAUGUAAUCCAUUUUGAAUUCAGGCUGUAACACAACAUGUGGAAUAAGUCAAGGGCUAUGAGUACUUUCUGAAGGCACUGGUUGGUUUAAUUUAUGUUAAACUUGUAAAUCAGUUGACCCUCCACUUUAGUGUUGAGUUAGGAGCUUUGUGCCCAGGGCACUAUAUCCAGUCUCUAUUGAUCUGAAUAACAGCUCUCUAGUUCCAUAUGCUCCCUACUACCCUCAGUGCCCAAACACAACAUAUGACAUUGAGAUCCCAUCCGAGUCAGCACAUCUGUCAGCGUUUUCCAUGUGUUGUCCUCUAACCCCAUUCUAUCCCUGGCUUGUCCUGUGCAGGUGAGUGCUCCAGUGGUGCCCUCCACCACGCAGGAGAAGCCCAAGGACAGCGACCAGUUUGAGUGGGUCACCAUCGAGCAGUCUGGCGAGCUCGUGUACGAGGCGCCAGAGACAAUGGCCGCCGAGCCGCCACCCAUCAACAAGUCGUCAGUGCAGACCAUGUCGCCCAUCCCCGCCCACUCGCUGGCGGCCUUCGGUCUGUUCCUGCGCCUGCCGGGCUACGCUGAGGUGCUGCUGAAGGAGAGGAAGCAUGCCCAGUGUCUGCUCCGCCUGGUGCUGGGGGUCACAGACGACGGAGAGGGCAGUAAGUGACAACACCUCUCACGCAGCUUCAGGCAUGGUCAGGAAAAACACCUGACCCCUAUUUAUGAAGGAUUUAUAAGCAUGUUCAUAUUUGGAAACACCAUUGAGGAUAACCGGGUCCCUAUGGUGUUUAAUAUAGAAGGUUGCUGCAGGGACAAACAUUCUCAGCCCUACUAAUAGCAGUUCACUUUUCCCCCAAUGCUCAGAUUGACUUUGUCAGGCAGUUGAUCUUGCCAAGUUGUGGACCAAGCAGAUCGAUAAUGCCCAUUAUCAGAGACCCUAAAUACAUAGCUGUCAGUGUCAUAAUAUGGGCAAUGCAUGUAAAUCGACUCUUCUAAAAGCACCUGGCCACGAGCGGGUAGAGAAAGAGCGGGAGAGAGAUUUUUAUCCCUCCAUUUACAAUUGAGGCACGUUUGUUCUCCCUGGUGCAGCUCUUCCCCUGCAGACCUUGAGACCGUAUCUGUCUGCGGGCCCUGUGGAUCAUUUAGCCAAAAUACUCACACUGGCUUGUUUUUAAUAUUGACAAGUCCUACCCUCUCAUACAUUACAACUCCUCACCAGCCAACCUCUGCUCUCAUUUGCCUUCAUUAUUGAUGGCUAUUUAGCUCCCCUCUCUAGGACCUGAAAUAAACUAUGUUGUCCUGCAACACUUUUUUCUUUAGUCCUUGAAAUAACGUCCCUUAAUGAUUGAUGGAGAGCAGGCUGCCAGCUUGUUUAGUGACACUGGUCACAUAGCACACAGUCAGCCUGCCAUUUAGUCGGCUGUUGUCUUCUCUGGCCUCAUUCUCAUAAGUGCUAAAUCGAUGUAUCCAUCCUUUCCGGACAGUAUUCCUCCACCUCUAUGGUCAUCCCUCUCACCAUCCCUCACACUCAUAAAGUGCUUCAUUCAUUUUUGAGUAAUUUAUCCAAUUCUAUUCAAUGAUAUUAUCAAUCAUCUUCUCUGAUUGGCUGUAUCUCUCGCCUUCCUUCUUUCCUUCCUUCUAGGUCACAUCCUGCAGUCUCCGUCAGCCAAUGUGCUUCCCACGCUGCCCUUCCACGUGCUGCGGACCCUGUUCAGCACCACACCCCUCACCACGGAUGACGGCGUGCUGCUGCGCCGUAUGGCCCUGGAAAUAGGAGCCAUCCACCUCAUCCUGGCCUGCCUGUCAGCCCUCAGCCACCACGCGCCCCGUGUCUCCAAAACCAGCGGGAACUCUUCAGAGGUGAAGCCCAGUCACUGACUGUGUCCAAAAGGCGCUCACAUGCACAUACACACUUCUGGUGACGUGCAUGUGGGCUUAACACUAGAAGUGCAGACAACGUCUUUUGAACGUCAUGUGAAUUUAAAAUUGUGUUAUCUCUGCAAUUUUCUAAGUCAAAUCUUCGACUAAACUAAUUCCACACAUAGGCCUAUAAUAAUAGAUGUAGCCUAAAGACCAGAUUAAAUUGACAGUCUAAAUGCGUGACUAUAUUAUCAAUUGUCUUGUGAAUAGAGAGGCCAGCAUGUGUAAUUGACAAAGAAGGGAACAGAGCUUACGAAAAAGUGACUGUUGAAAAUCUUCCUACAGAGGUUCAUGCAUGUCAGAUGUUUUGAUUUAUAUAACCUAUCGGAAAGUGCAGAGAUUCUAAGGUUUCUAAACACCUACAUUUGCCAAACAACUCUCUAAAUAUUAUUUUUUUGUAGAAUAACCGCAGCUCCAUGUGUUCCACAUGUGAGCACUUGCGGCAGCAUAUAGUCUAGGCCACUAAACACAGACUAGUAACAAUAAAAUGUAAAAUAUGCUAUUCUGUUCUUUUGAAAUACAUUUUAUUAGUUUCAUAAUGUUUCUUAAGACCUGCCUUAACGAAAUAAUAAUGCAUUUCUUUGAUGGUGUAUAACACUUGAAUUGUGGUAUUCUUUUUGCGAUGGCAUGUAUGAAAUGCGUUUAUUAGGCUGUUAGAAUGUUGAUGCCCCAAAGGCGCGGCAUUGGCUCGAACUCGGAUGCCUCGAGGCCCGGCCAUUCUAGUGUUAAAAUAAUAAGAAUGUAAACACAGUUCAAACACACACAUUCUUGUACGUCACCAAAUGUGGACAGAUGCCGGUGGAAGUUUGUUCUGUCCAUUGAGUUCUCUUGUGUGUUCAUGAUGGACCAAGACCAGGAUAAACCUCUUUUUGGGAUGGGUUGACAAAGUAUUGCGUGACAAAUGGUGUCAGCCUUGUCUAAUGCUUUUGGCUUGACAUGAUAGGAGGUUCUCACUCUCCUUUUGUCUUUCCCUCAAUGAGAGACGGGCGGUGAGGAUCAGUCAUGUUAUUAAUUACUCUACCUGGCAGGGCUUUACUCAGGGCUCUUAUGCAUAUCUCCACUGAGCCCUUGACAAAUUGGGUAAUUGGUUAGUGGGAAUGAUAAGAGGCAGGUCUGGCUUUGAAGAGAGACGUGUCCUUUGUAUUAUUGCCAACUCCAGGCAGAAGGGAACAUUAAUAGGAAUUGAAUCAUGCGCUGUCUGACUGCCAUGCCCAUUAAAUGGAGUGAUUAUACUUCUAUUGAGCUUUCUGCUGGGCUUCAACACUCACCUCCUGCUCAAAGCCUUUCAAAGUACUCUGUACUCUUCUAGGACCACUGAGACGCAAAGGAGAUGACUAACAACUCGGAACAAAUAACAGAUUGAUACAAUUUGGUGGAUACAGUCACAAUAUUGAUUUUGAUCACUAGAAGCUCAACGCCACCACAAGGGUCGAAGCGCUAUAGAUCAAAAGCCUAAAUUCAGCUAAACUGCUGAAGAUGACACUUUAUAUAGCAGGCGAGGCUAUUACAGUACUACAGCCCAGUGUUACUGUGGAUUGGCUCAACACGUGCUCUUGUCCACAGACCUGUGUGGAUUUAAGGAGUUGUCAGAGUUGAGGACAGAUCUCGGAGCCGAUGGCUUGAGUGCGGGCGGACGGUCAGUCCCCUCACACACACACACACACACACACACACAUCCCUCUUUGUCUGGGAAAGUGAGCCUCCUCCCUCCCCUCCCUGAUUGAUGUUCCAGGGCUCAGUGAUUAGUCUCCAACCUCUUAUAACGAGAGCAUAACUCCUCCCCCCUUUACCACUGGGAGAGUGUCAGGACUGGGCCCUGCUCCGGCCCAAACUGGACUCAGUACUAUACAAAACACACACACUAUGGCCAUCUAUUAAAAGCCGGUUAACAAUGAAGAAACUCACCAAAGGAAUAAAAGAAAAACAGGUCAAAAUCCCAGCAGUCUCAUCCCACCUACUGUAAAGUCAAUGCAAAUGCUGAGUCAUCUCCAUUGCGCCACAGUUGACUGAUAAAAUUGACAGUGAUCUCUGAUGGCAGAGGUGCAUGUACAUAUACGCCACCUCCAUUAGCCGGUAACAUUCCCAUAACGCUUGUCUGCACGUCGGGAGCGUUCCUGCAAUGUUAAAGAUGCGCUGGGAGAGCGCUCCCGUAGAUCUUUAUAGCACUCCCACGUCAAGCCUGAUGAUCGUCAAAGCAAAAAAGGUGCCGUCUCAAGAAAUGUUCUCCUCUCGUCUAACUCAGACAUCCUUUCAUAUCCAUCUCUCUGUUCUCUUUAUUCAAACAUGCCCCCUGCUCCCUCCCUGUACCACAGGGAACUCUCGUUGCUCAAAUAUCAUACGCACAGCACCAGGUCAACCUUUGUUUAGUCCGAGCAUAUGCUCUUUCCCUCCGAGACUCCUCUGCCUUUCAUUUGACAAGGUCUCCUAUUCAAACUGCUGGGCAUGUGCUCGGAGCAGAACUAUCAGUGCCUCAAGUGUAUAACGGCUGUGACAAGCAGGGCUGCAUAGGAGUUGGGACUGUGGGUAGGCAGGCUGUUAUGUUUGUUGGUGAUUUUCUACCUGGAAAACCAGCAUUGCGCUCUCACUCAACUUUUGAUGAAGUGUUGUGGUGUCUCCCUUGUCGUGAUGUGUGUGUUGUCCUAUAUUUUUAUUUUUAAUCCCCCGUCCCCGCAGGAGGCCUUGUGCCUUUUGGUAGGUAGGCCGUCAUUGUAUAUAAGAAUUUGUUCUUAACUGACUUGCCUAGUUAAAUAAAGGUUAAAUACAAAUAAAUAAAUGUGACAACUGACAUUUUGAAAAGGGGGAAAAGUAAUCUUAUUCAGUCCAAAUGUGUAGCCUAUGCUGCAUUGAGAAUAACAUUUUAGUCUUUUGCUGAUUUCAUGAGUUUAUGGAAGGCUAUUAUCAGUAGGCCUGGCCUAUGUUGUCAUCACAAUGGACCAGUAGACUACACUUUACCCCCUGCUGAUUUCCUGUGUUGUGCUCAUCACCUCCACUCUUUCUGUCUGUCCCCAGCCCACAGUGUCCAGUGGUCAUGGAGGGGGCACCAGUGAGGAGCAGCAGCUGUACUGGGCGAAGGGCACUGGGUUCGGUACAGGCUCCACUGCCUCAGGCUGGGACGUGGAGCAGGCCCUCACCAAGCAGAGGCUGGAGGAGGAGCAUGUCACUUGUCUGCUGCAGGUAAGAGUCCUCUAGGCCUAGCUAGGUGUAGUAUAUCCUGAUGGUUUUCCCCAGUGGCACAAAGUGUUACGUUGCUAACAAUUCCUGUGUAGUUACCCCAGAGAAAGGCCUAUAUGUGUUGCUAAACAUGCAUGUGUGUAUUCUCCCCCGUCCCCUGUCUCCCAGGUGCUGGCCAGCUACAUCAACCCAGCAGGCUGUGUGAGUCACGGAGAGGCCCCUACAGGGGAGAGCAGGGGCCACAACAGCAAUGCCCUUCCCACGGUGCUGCAGGAACUGCUCAGCCAGUCCUGCCUCAUUCCAGCCAUGUCCUCUUACCUACGCAACGACUCCGGUGAGUCU